AUGAACAGGUAACUUUCAAGAGAUUUCCUUUUUCAUCUGUUGUUUGACUAUUUCUUCUUCUCGAGUUUAAAUGUUCAUGUGUUGUUGAUGCUUCUUUUCCCUAGUAGGACUUAAACUUCACCAACCAGAAAUGUCUUUCUUUGAUUAGUCAAUCCAACCAAUUGCAAGAAAAACUGUCUGUUCGAAACUUGAACUCGAAGUUCCACAGCAUCACAAGCCCUGUUGACACUUUUACCUUCACUCACUACUCUUCCAAAAUUAGCCAAGCGUUACCUCCUGCUGUGUUCGCUGUUACAAACCUCUAUAAAGCGGUUACCACUUAAGACAAAUUGGUGAGGUCCCGAAGGUGUCUGCUUAAUAGGGAUUCGAUUGUAUACAACAACACGCACCCUAAUUCAAAUCUUUAUAAAUGUGUUGUAUUUAACCUAUCACAUGCCGGUGUUUUAACACAGUAUGACCAGUUUCGAUUGCUAGCUGCGCCAUUGCUCCGGGUAGGCAUGCUGCCCCUGAAAAUUUCUGCGUUUUCGAACCCUCAGAGGAGCGUUCUCCGUAUUUCCUAACAGGAAAUUUGAUGAAAGUUGUGAAGUUUUUGCAUUUAAAAAUUCAACAUUCUGUAAAACACUUGAUACUUUUGUACAACUUCGUCCCCAUUUUUUGAAACAAUGGUCACUCUGUAUACAAUUACAAGCAUGAAUGAAUUGCUUUUGUCCCAGUUGAUAUAUAACAAUGUCAAUGUAAUGAGAAUCUAUACAGAUGAGUUUAGUGUAACUGCCUGUGGAAGAGAAGUGAAGUAUUCAAGUCUGUAAUGAAGUUAUAUCUUGGAUGAGGACACUACUGAGUACAGAAGAAGAAGACUUUAUUCAGCAUGCUUUUAUGAAAAAAUUUACAAAAUUUUAGAACUAAUAAUCAAAAAUUAAUCAGUAAGUAGGACAAAAUAAUUUGUGCUGGGUUUCUAAGAUAAUCAUAUAUGGUUAAUCGAGUCAGAUAACCCAUUAGAAUUAAAUUAUUAGUCGGUGGGGCCACCUGUGGUCCCCACCGACUCUAGGUUUGCUCUUUGGUACGCCACAAAAUGACAAAUUACGUCAUUUUAAGUACGUAAUUCUUACGAAAUCAAAAUCAAAAUGGGGACCAUGUAAUAGCGUGCAAAAGUUCGCUAUUGAAUAUUUGGUCCAGUCCGUGAGUCGUGUCUUUUCUUUUGGGGUUUUUGAAUGAAAUAUAUUACCGAAAUCAGUAGAGUGUCUUUUCCGGAAGUUGAAAAGACAGUCGAAAGCCAGUAGAAACGUUCAUGUUUUAUGACGUCACGGUGAAGGAAUGCAGCGUGGAACUUGUAAGUUAUUUUACUUAUUAGUAACUUUACUUAAGUGCCUUCCCACGAAUAAAGAUUCUCCCUAGUGUGAGGCGGUUUCUACAAAAAACCGAAAACCGACCAAAAAAACCCGAAAAAACCGAGUGAACCGGGUUUUUUUUAAAAAAAUAUGUUCGAAAAUCGAAACUACGGUUUAAAAAAGACACAACACGCUAUAUGAAUAUCUUAAACCUGUCUUCGCAGACGUCCGUCUUUAUUACCAGCGAAUCAAAAUUCACCAUCGUUUGAUCCGCUUAUCCAUUCAAGACCUCAAGCUCGCGCGAAAUUGUAGAAUGAUAUUAAACGUAAGGUAUUUUGAAGAUGUUAUCAAAUUUUAAACAAAAUCUCUUUAGUUUUCGUGUGUAAAUGCCAAAGUUGAUUCAUUUGCAACAGACCCGUAUAAGUAUGGUUCGAUUUCGGUUUUCCUCCGGUUUUUUCGGUUUUCCGGUCUUUCUCCAAAAGUAACAUCGAGUAAUUCGGUUUUCAAAAAACAUCGGUUUUACCGCCUCACCCUAGAACUUCUCCCUUUGCUCAAAAGCUUGUUUUGUGUUUGGCGAGCCAUUGGCAAUUUGUCAAACUAAAUAAAGUUUACUAAUAAGUAAAAUAACUUACAAGUUCCACGCUGCAUUCCUUCACCCUGACGUCAAAAAACAUGAACGUUUCUACUGGCUUUCGACUGUCUUUUCAACUUCCGGAAAAGACACUCUACUGAUUUCGGUAAUAUUAAGAAUUCACUAAAAGUUAUCACGACGUUUCACUGUUAUGUUAUCAAGGAGGGAAGUGAAUAAUUUGUACAUAAUUUUAUAUAUUUAAAGUUUGUAUCGCGCGGCGGAAUCGGGGAGAUAUCGGUGAUGCCCUCUAUAUCUUUACUAUUGAAUUUUCGAAAUCUCCAGCCGGCAAAUUCCAAGCUUUCCUUCCAGUCAGUAAUAAUAUUUUAGUAUAUUGGAUCUAUUCUUUCGAGUCUACAUCCAGACACAGGCCAUUAGCUAGUCGCUUGGUAAUCAUGCGAAAUAAUUCUUAGUGUCCUCUCGCGAGGCAUUAUUGUAUUAGACAAUAGACAGACGUUAUAAUGCGUCUAGUUUCAAGGAGAAGAAUAUUCUUGCCUUCCAAGCCUUCGAUGCGCUAACUAGCUAGCUAUUAAAGUUCGGUUUUAACUUGGCCAGUUGGUAACAUAGCACCAGCCGAUCUGUGUAAUGACAACAGGAUAAACGCUUAUAAUUUUAACACAUACGAUACACUAUACUGUAUACAGUGUACUAUAUGACUAUUAAAACAACAUUGUUGUAUGGUUAAACUUGUUUUAACUAUUAGCGCUAACUAGUAAACUACCACGCAAACUGCAAACUUGAAACUUCAAGAAUCAAUAUUUUCGGUAAAACAAAAACGCUCUUCUUUAAUUAGUGCUAUUACUUGCACUUAAAGUUGCAUAUUUCCAUCGCACCAGCGACUUAACGCUCCGUGGAGCGUCUUGUUAAUAUUCAAUUAUCUUGGUGAUUGAUGGCAUUAUAUAGAGAUUUAAGAAAAAUAAAUUUUUAAAUAUAUAUGUAAAAUAUAAAAUAUAUGCACAAGCAUAAUUAAUACAUAAUGUAUAGAUAACAUAUACACAGAAUUAAGUUAUAUGGAAUACAAAACUAUAAAUAUAGAAUUAAUAGUUGGAAAGAAAGUCACGUAUGAUUGAAUGUUUGAAGCUGGAUAAGGAAGACAGUUCCAAAUUUUAGCACCAGAAAACCUAAUUUUAAAUUUACCAUAAUUAGAUCUGAUAUUAUGCAUAUAAAAAGACUUUUGAUAAGCAAGCCUAAUACUAUAUUUAUGAACUUCAGAAGUUGGGGUAUUAUUUAUUUGCUUUAAAGGCAGAUGCUUGUCUACAAUUUCAUUAGUUUUUGAAUAAAAAGAGUCAAAUUGUUCAUUGAUGUUAGUGUCACCUAAGACAGUAUUCUAAUGAAUAGAUCGGAAAUCAUUUAUCAAUGUCUCUUCGUUAAAAUGACUAUAUAGUCUCUCUUAUAUGUUUUUGUUUUGGGAGGCAAUGAACAAUAUUUAUUUAUUAUCAAAAAAUUAGGGAGAUGGUCAGUUAAAUCAUAUACUAAAUUUCCACUAACUGUAUGAUGCUCAAAUGAAUUAAAGAAGAUAUUAUCAAGCAGUGUCGUUGAGUGAUGAGUUAUACGAGUAGGUCCUGAUAUAAAAGGGUGGAAAAAGCUAGAUGAUAAACUAUUUAAAAACAAUUGUGUUGGAGGGUGACAAUCAUAUUUUAAAAGAUUUAUAUUGAAAUCACCUAUCAACAAACAAUAUUUAUUUUAUCUUUCUAACUUACUUAAUGUUUCAUUCAUAUGGUCAAUAAACAAAUUAAUAUCUGAACUGGGGUGUCUGUAUAUAACAGCACAUAAUGUGUUUCUAUGUUUUGAAUCGAGAAUCUCAAUUCACAAGGUUUCACAAAAGUUAGAAACAAAUUCUAAGUCAUUCCUUCUCACAAACUUUAUAUUUUCUUUUAUAUAAAUUCCAACUCCUCCAGAAUUGGAGAAACUCUGUUGAUAGAUAAAACUAUAAUUAGGAAUUUCAAUUAUAAUUUCAAUUAUAAUUAGGAAUUUCAACAUAACUUACAACUUUUUUAUUUUGGGUAAAUUUGAUUUCCGAAAGGCCAAUAAUACUGAACUCACGAUUCAAGUCAUCUAACAUACAUGUCAACUUAUCAUAAUUUGCAUUGAGGCUGCUUAUGUUGCAGUGGAGAAUAGAAAAAGAGGUUUCACUCACACUCAUACAAUUUAAGAAAUCAUCGUUGAAUAAUAUUUGAAAUUAGAGUGGUAGUGCAAAUUUGAUUCAGAGUCUAAAUUUUCAAACAUUGGUACAGAAUUUGUGGAACUCAAUGAAUUAAGGGUGUCAAUAUUUAAGCCAUCAAUCCUUAAUUUUAAUGUACAGCAUGUACAGUUACAAGUAAUAGACCUAGAACAAGUACUAGCGAUCAUAAAUCACACCAUUUCUGAAUUAAAUAAAUUAUAUAUAAAGAAAAAACCCCAAGAUAUUAAAAGUACUCAUCUCUAAAUUCACAGAUUGUCAAUAUCUCUCUGACAUUUAAUGUUAAUUGCUGGACUGUUGCUUUCCUUUCUCAUGUAAAUCUUCCCCGAAGUGGUCCUGAUAUAAUUGUAAUUCGAUUCUUUCUUGUCAGUGAGACAAUGCUUGAACAGGAGUUUAUUUCUUUUGGUCAGGCUUUCAUUUAUAUAAAUCUUGUUACCUGCAAAUCUGGAAAUGCCCAAGUCGGUAGUUAGUUUAUUCCUUAGAUUCUUUCGGGAAGAUAAUAACUCCUCUUUGACAUUUCGCCUCACAAAUUUAACAAUGAUAAUAGGUGGACGUACAGGCCGACCUGUAGGAACAUUGCUUGGAAUGCCCAGCCAGUGACUCACUGAUAUGUCUUCUGGUUUAAUAGAAACAUUGGCCAGAUUACCAACUUUCAUUAUUAUUUCAUUAGUGUCUUCGUCAUUUAUUUUUAUUUUAUUUUAUUUUAUUUUACAAGAUUCGCCGCACCAAACAAAUAUUAAACUUAUUCAAAUACCUACGAGUGCAUUGGCUGGGACUGUCCACAGAGAUAAACUCCAAUAACGGGGUCCCGACAAAAAAGAAAAAUUACUAUACAUGCACAAAAACAUUAAUUGGCUUUCGCCAAACUGUCAACAACAUGAUCUGAAAGAUAAAUUUUGAAUAGAACGAGUAGAGUGGCAUUUGACGCACACCGAUUUAAAGGUUCCAGGAUUGUCUGGUUUGUAGACGUGUUCGAGAAGGUUAAAGUAGUAUCUAAAUAGUAAACUUUUAAAGGAAGCUGUAGAUCUUGUAGUGUCUCUGAGGAUAUCGGGUAGAAUGUUCCAAACGCUGGGUGCUCUUACGUAAAAACUGUUUUGAAAGCUAACAGUCUUGGAUUUAAGUACAUUUAGUAGAAUACCAUUGUCGGAAUUAGAGUUUCUGGUUCUACGAUUCGAAACUCGUAUUGAGAUGUUUGUAUCAGAGUCAUUAACAACACAGUUGUAGAGAUAAACUAAAUCUAGAAACUCGAGCCAAUAGCAGAUGGGAAGAAUACCGAUAGACUGGAGACGGUCUUUGUACAAAACGUCUGAUCUAUAAUGAAGGGAAAGGAUGAAUUUGGUGGCACGACGUUGGACGCGUUCCAUUGUAGCGAUGUUAGUUACUGCUUGGGGUGCCCACACUUGACUGGCAAACGCCAAUUUGCUUCUAACCAAAGACAGGUAGAGAAUCUUGCGGACUUGGAUGUUGUUGAUGUCAGAGGCUGAUCGUCGGAUGAAGCCAAGCAUCAUGUUUGCCUUUAACACCGUGCUAUAAACUUGCUUGUUCCAUUUCAGGUCUUUCGAAAUAGUGAUCCCGAGAUCUUUCUGGGCAAUUAAUGACUUAAGCGAAGUAUCAAUAAGCUGAUAUUCUGCGAUAAUUGGUUGACGACUUCUAGUAAUGCUAAGAACCCCGCACUUGGAUUGAUUCAAGUCCAUCCUCCAAACGUUGCACCAUGUCACUAGUUUAUCUAGAUCAUUUUGCAGACUUUCGCAGUCAGCUAACUUGUUCACGGGACGGUAGCACUUCGUGUCGUCAGCGAACAUAGCCACAGACUAUUGGGUUGAAAUUGAAUCAGGAAGAUCGUUCACAAAUACCAGAAAUAGUAGGGGUCCUAAAAUUGAACCUUGGGGAACUCCAGAUAGAACAGGGAGAGUAUUGGACGACUCACCGAGAACUGUUACUCUUUGGUAUCGUCCUGAGAGGUAGUCUUUGAACCAUAGCAGAAGAUCACCUCUUAUUCCAAACCUCUGGAGUUUAACUAACAGAAGGUUAUGGCAGACCUUAUCAAAUGCUUUUGCGAAGUCCAGGUAAACCGAGUCGACUUGGCUUCGGUUUUCUAACGACUUGUUUAUAUCAUGAAGAACGCGCAGAAGCUGAGAGGUGGUAGACUUGCCUUUGAGAAAACCAAAUUGUAUAUGGUGAAGUUGACUGGAGAAAUGAUAUAUAAGUUGGUUAUAGACGCAACGUUCAAAAACUUUAGAGACCAAAGACAAGAGAGAUAUUGGUCUGUAAUUUGAUACUUCGUCAGCAUGGCCUUUCUUGGGAAUUGGAAUUAUGUUUGAAAGUUUCCCCUCGCACGGUAGUUUACCUAUGGACAAGCUUUUGUUGAAUAAGUCACAUAAAGACGAACAAACGCUCGAUGCACAGAUCUUCAACAAUUUAGCGGGAAUUUUGUCCGGUCCAGUCGCUUUGUUUUCAUCAAGAGCUGCAAGAACGUAGUAGACCUCCUCGGAUGUUAGCGUGAUGUUGGAGAUUGCAUCCGAUUUAGUGAUGGAGUCGUCAGUCGAGUUGAAAAAAGUAUGUUCAUCAUUAUUGCUAUGAGAAGGUUGGAAAACGGAGUAGAAAUAGCAAUUUAGUAGAUUGGCGAUGUCGGCUGGGUUGUUGGCUGUAGAGGUUACUCCAUCAUGAUCAGACCAAGUCAUUUUGUUGGGAACGCUCUAGGUCUUACGAACGGACUUAAACACUGACCAAAACUUCUGGCUACUUGACUUCAAUAAGGCGGGCAUGGAUUCAAAAAACUGUUUCCUUUUGUUGGUGAUGACGUAUUUUGUUACUCGUCGUAACUCUCGAUACUUUUGCCAAAGGUUGGAGCACAACCUACGCUUAGCAUUACGUCGGAACCAGUUUUUUCGAUUGAGUAGAUGUUUUACUUCACCGUCAAACCAUGGGGGAGUGCUACGUCUUUUAAAUGACUUUUGUGGAAUGUGUUUAGCAGCCGCACCGAGAAAUAAGCCUUUCCAUUGUAGCCAAUCAGCAUUGAUAUCGUUAGAGGUGGUUUAGUGUCUCAUGCAGAGAAUCCCAGUCAGCGGGGUGAAAGUCGAAAACAGUUCUUUUAUCGUAUCCAGUUGACUUUAAAUUAUGUAAAAUGUCAAAGAACAAAAGAUGGGAACACGGGUGGAGUUCCAAGUUAAGACUGGAAAAUUGAAAUCACCAGUGAUAAAAACUUUAUCGUAAUGUGAUGUUGUUUCAAGAAAUGACGUAAACAACUCGAGCCAUUCGUUAAUGUCACAGCUUGGUGGUCGGUAGCAAACACAAACGAGAGCUUUCUUUGAGUUAGCCAUUUCGAGUUCGAUUGCAAUUAACUCAAGACGGUCUGACCAGUUUGGACUAUUUUUUCCAGCAGUAAGUCUGUUGUAAGAGAUGUUGUCACGCAAAGCUAUAAGAACUCCACCACCGCGUUGGUUAACCAACCGAUCUUUCCUGAUAAUAUUAUAACCGUUUGGAAGUACCUCGUUAUCCGUAAAAUUUGCAUUUAGUCAUGUCUCCGUCACCAGAAUUAAGUCAAGUUCCUCUGCGUAAACCAAGUCUUGAAAAGAUCGUAAGUUACUUGCGUACGUUCUUCCAUCUUGAAACUUUCUAGUACUUCGAAUACUUUGAGCAUUGAAGGAAAGGCAGUGAAGGUAUAGAUUAUUGUUAGGGCCAGGGUUAGUAGCAAUGUCAUUAGACAGAGAUAUUAGGAUAAUUGAUAUAGAAAAGUUCAUGGCAACAUGGCGACCACUGAAUAAUUUCAUAUCUGACGAGAGAGGUUUGGUGAACGCUGAUCGACAGGAAAUAUUCAAACGAGAAUAUUGGUUUGAGUGAGGAUUUGACAACAAAUGUAACACAUGUAGAGUUUUACAGUUGAGGUCGGCGGGAGUAGAAUGGGACAAGUCUCUGGAAAAACUUUUAAUAAGUAGAGGUAUAUAUUUAGUAUGAUCAGUAAAUUACGCGGGGUGAAAAUCAAUGCAACAAACGCCAUAGCUGAACGGCGAUAAUUAUAUUGUCAGUGGAAAUCCCGCAGCUGAUGUGAAGAUGGUCUCAGAUAUCAGCGACCAAGGCUAAAGUUCAACAGUUCAACAAAGACGAUCUUGCAAGCGUAAAAUGAUCAAUACACAUUCGUGAAUAAAUUCGAAAAACGUUAAAUAUGGUAAUUACCGGGAAAUGGCAGUAUCACGAAGAAUUGGAGAUAUAAAAAAGUCACAAUAUGAUAUAUAGUUUAGGACUUUGACUGUGGACGACAGGCGAUCACUUGUACAUAGUUGUUGUCAUGGCAGACGACGCUAGACGUAAUGUGAAUAUACAAAAUUUCCAACGGUCAAAAUAAUAAAAUGAGCGUGGUUUAAAUUCAGUUGAACCAAACGACACCAAAAACUUGACACGAUGACAGUAACAGAAAACGUAGUACACAGAGAGAGAUUUAAAUAAAUCCAGUACACGGAAGACGAGAUAAUGACAGAAAACCAAAAUUCACGAUUUGUAGCGAGACACAACAAAAUUGACGGCGGACAAAGACGGGUGAUCCAAUAUAUGAGAAUAAUUCCAACGAUAAACUGCUCACAAAUAUAUCCACCGAAACACUUAAACUUUAUGAUCAAUUUGAUAAUAUGUUUGAUUGACUUUGCACCUAUUAAGAGGUAACAAAUUUACGAAAUCAACGCACACCGAAAAGUUGACCCGCUAUAUUACCCGUUCUAGUAAGAACGGUUACUGGAACACCGUGAAUCUCAAGACACUCUCUCCAGGAAUAUUGUUCCAUGUCACUAAAUCAAAUCUGUAUGUUGUUGUAGUUGAUUUUGUUGAAUAUCUACAACUGAUUUCAAUUUCAAAUUUUGUGCUUUUAAAAUUCUGUUUUUUCCCUCUAGGACGUUUACUUUUUCUAUUAAAUCAUAAUAUUGAGCACUGAGAAACUGAAUAGAAUUUAGAACCUGUUCCAAUUUGCCGUUCAAAGGAUCCAAAUUUUUAUCAAGCAGUUUUUCCAUGUUUCUCCUUUAAUUCGUCAGCUUGUGCUGCGUCUUGCUUUUAUUUAGUAGAGCUUCAAGUUCUAGACAUCAUUCGAGAUUAUUAUUAAACAAAAAUCAUGCAAGUACGAUAAAAAUUUCAGUUUAAUAGACACAUUUCAGGAGCUGAAAAAUAUGCCGCCAUCUUGAGUAGCCCCCAGGUCAUAACUGAGUACAGACAGCCUUCAAUGAACAUAUAUCAUUAUCUGACAUGUUUUCACUCUGUAUUUCAGGCCAGUGCGACUUCGAAUGAACUUCAAAACCAACAUGGAAAUGAUUGGAAAAAGAUUUCCUUAUCUGGCGAAGUACAAGGUAUAGAUUCUUAAACCAACACUGCAGUCAAACGUCUGCGUAUUGACUGCUUGCACUGGAGUGACUAGAAAUAUUAUUGUCUUCACGAAGCUGUAGCAAAAAUUGUAAAAUAAAUUACGAGAGCAUAAACCUGCUAUAACUUCGUCUUUGCCCUAUUUAUUAGCAUGAUUUUUUUUUCUUGGCUCAAUUCGUUAAAAUAUUUUUUAUCCAUGUUGUUACAAAUUUUUCCCGAAGUAAAAUUUGUGGCUGCCUGUUAGAAAGAACAUUUCCCAAUCAAGUUAUUUUUGGUGGUCUUUGUAUUCUUGUAUUCCCAUUGAAACGUUUUCUCUUGUACCCGCAAAGAUUUCACCAUGUUUCCUUGAUCUCUUGAAACCCUGGGAAACCCUUAUGGAAUAGACUGAAUGAUGAUUUAUUACAAAUGUGAAUCAACGUUUGUUACAUGCUUAGAAUUUAAUUAUUUACUUAUCGCAUCCUACAAAUACUACAUUACUCUCCCUCUAUUUUUUUAACUGAAUGUCAACCACUUAAUAAAAUGUCCUUGCCUUAUAUUCCUACUUAUGUAAAUCAACAUUGUCUGAUGUUUCUAUAUCAUAUCGUUUUACUGUUUAUAACAUCAAAUCUGGUACUAUAUUGUAUUACCGGUCUUUUCAUUCUUGUUGAUCUCCUUGCACUUGGUUCUUGCUUUGGUGGUUUCUCUGUUUCUGUCGAUCUUCCCGGUGCUAUAUCUUCCUGCUCCUCCUCGCUUUCCUCCAUUACUACCUUCUUAAAGUGUUAAACGUUUCUUGUCACCGUCUUACCAUCUCUUUUAGCUAUGAUGGUGUUGUGCUUACGUUGUUCUACCGUAUAAUGUUCUCGUUCAAACUUUAAUGUUAACUUAUUGUUCUUCUUCUGUUUGCAAAUGACGAUGUCACCCGUUUUUAUACCAGCUUCCUUUGUUCUUUUGUUUCUGUUGUAGUACUCUUUGUUCUCUUCUUUCUUCUGCUCCAAAUGCUGCUUCGCCCUCUUGUGUCUAUUAACUACUUUUUCCUUGUGUGUUCUGGUAAAUAUCCCCGAAUUUGUCUGUUAAAAAGUAGUUCACACGGAGCGACUUUAGUAGUUUGAUGAGGAGUUGAAUGGUAUUGAAGUAGAAACCUUUGCAGUUCUUGGUUCCAAUCCUUUCCUUCAAUUUCUGCUGUUUUCAAGAGUUUUCCAAUUGGUUUCAUAAAUCUUUCUACGAUGGCAUUACCCAUAGUGGGGCCAUAGUGGUGUAAUUGUUUUCCAUUCAAUACCAAGGGUUUUAGUGUAUGUUUCAAAUUCUUUCCCAUUAAGUGGUGGUCCAUUGUCAGUUUUUAUUUUUGAUGGUAAAUCCAUAACUGGCAAAUAUCGUAUCUAACUUGCUUCUGUUGAGUUGACUAUUUCUACCUCUGGGAAUUUUGAGUAGGUAUCGAUAACCACUAGCUAGGUAUUGACCAGUUCUGGUUACUGGACCAUAGAAGUCGAUUGCUACACUAGUUCAUGGUUUGUCUUCGGUUGGUGUUAUUUUCAUUGGCUCCGGGUUAUUACCGUGACCUACUGAUUGGCAAGGAAUGCAUUUGUCUACCAUUUCUUUCACUCGUUUGUCCAUAUUUGGGUACCAGAUCUUUUCGCGUAGUAAGCAUUUCGUUUUCUCAAUUCCCUGAUACCCGAUAUGACCUAAUUUUGUUGCUCUUUCGUGUAAUGUUGUUGGAAUGACCAGCCGUGCGUUCUUCAACAGUAUACCUGCUGAUGUAUUGUACGUAAGUUCGUCGGCGCAAAGUCUAAACGGUUUAAGAUCAGGAUCGUUCUCAUCCCAUUUCCCCUCUUUCAGACAUUUCUUAACUUUUUGUAAUAUUGGAUCGUUAUGGGUUGCUUUUUUAAUCUCGUCAAGUGUCAUUGACUUUGGAACUGAACAGUUAGUUACAUGGUUCACAUAUUCUUCUGCUGAUGUACUAGUUAUUUGUUCUCUCUCUAUAACAGCUGGAUGUCUACUUAAGUAGUCAGCUUCGUUUAAGGAUCCUUUGCGGUAAAUGACUUUGAAGUUGAAUGGUUGUAAUCGCAUCAUCCAUCUCUCGAUGCGGGCUGGUGGUCUGGAUCUUAGGUUAUUGAAUAUAGGUUCCAAUGCUUUAUGACCAGUUGUCACAUCGAAUUCUGAUCCAAUCAAGAACAUUCGAAAAUGCUCAAUUCCCCAUACUAAGCUAAGUUCUUCAAUAUCUGUUUGAGAGUACCUUGCCUCAACUGGGCUGGGUGCUCUGCUGGCAUAUGACUGCUGGCUGUGAUGUUCUUUCUGUGCUAGUAUUGAUCUAAUUACAUAAGGGGAGCCAUCUACGAUUACUAGACUUCGUUUCUAUGUAUCGAAAUAUGCCAUAACUGAGGUACUUGUUAGUUUCUUUUUCGGUUGCUCAAAUGCUUUCUGAUGUCUAUUUUCCCACUUAAACGCAAUGUUUUUCUUGGUUAGUUCUCUUAGAGGUGCUGUAAUAGUUGCAUAAUCUGAAAUGUAUUCGUGGCAAGUGUUGGCCUUUCCCAGAAAACUUCUAACUUCUCCAGCAGUUUUGGGAGCUGGUACUCUAACCAUGUUCUCAAUUCUCUCAGGAUCUGGUUUGGUUCCUGCUGCUGUAAAUUUUAAUCCAAAGAACGUAAAUUCGUCUUGUAGAAAUUCACAUUUUUUCCCUUUUACUUUCUAGUUUAGUGCUGCUAGCCGUUUUAGACAGUUCUCUAGUGCUUCAUCGUGUGACAUUCGGGAUUUACCAUGAAUAAUAAUAUCAUCCACCAGGUUUUUCACUCUGAUAUCGCUAAGGUUUUGUUGUAGCACAUUUUGGAAUAUCUCGGCUGCACUGUUUGUACCGUAAUUUAAUCUUUUAUACUGGAACAGUCCUUCAUGGAUGGAAAACGUUGUAAUGAAUCGACUGUCCGGGUGUAGUUUGAGCUGGUGAUAUGCUAGCCUGCAUGGCAGGCGGUUCCUAAAAUUGGGCAAGCCUGGGAAAUACCGCCUGCUGGGUUUGGCAGUGUAAUCGAAUUCCCCGUCCACCAGUGGACGGGAAUUGAUGAUUGGCUGCGAGUCUGAGCCGCUGUCACUCAAAAGUGAAUACACUUUAAUAUGUAAACAUACGAUUGACACUUUAAUGUGCAUGCGUUCGCUUUAAUUAAUAGGUGUUGUAAAACUGAACGCUUCUCGAAAGUCGAAACGCGAACUGAUUGUCAAACGCGAGCAAGAGAUAGCAGUUAAAGAUUUACUUCUUGGAAAGAAUGUUUUGGCCAUUCUAUGGGAAAAGCUUGAUUUUUACAUUGUUCUUGUUGGCGCGAGAAACUAUAACGAGAAUAGAUACAGGCGGCCGUAUAUAGUCUUUCUUGCAACGAGUUUUACAUGUAUAACAAUAACAGGACUAUUACGCCUAGGCUUAUUAUCCGCUUCACUCUCUGAACUUUUUAAGGCUUUCGUUACCACACAGCUUCGAUCGUUAGGGAGAUGAGACAGUUAAUAUUGGCAACUGAGGUUUUUAAUAUACAACUGUCUAUUUGUUCGAACGUACACAGGCAACGCGUUUAUGUCUCGUUUGAUUAUGGCAAUCAGUUCGCUUGCAUUUCGGAUAUUUUCGCUCACACGGUUUACAAACUUGGUCGGAUAGUUCCGAGGUAGAUUUAACUUCGAUUCCUAAAUGAUUCGGCUUAUUUCGGCCAAGGUUUUACCACUGUCGUAACGUUUCUUUUGCUUGCCUUAAUUAAAUAAAUAAUUUCUCCGACGAUAUAUAAGAAUAUAAGAUAUUUUCUCUAUUAGCGUAUUGCCCCGUACUUUAGUUUCAAAGCACACUUAAACAAACGACAAGUCAUUUACAUUUUCCGCGCUUGCUUUUCUACCUGAAACUUUCAAUGGCGUUUCUUUCGACAUAUUUUUAUACAUUUGCAAUUUUGCGACCAAACAAUAACAUAGUUUGACAGUUUGAUUAUUAAUAUAUUUAGUGUUUGCUGACUGGCUAAUUGGACCCGGACAAAAAAAGUGGGCGGUUAUCAAAUUACACUGCCAAACCCAGCAGGCGGUAUUUUAGACCGCCUGCCAUGCAGGCUAGUGAUGUGCUUGCUUUAGGUCACUCUUUGAGAAAAAUUUUGUUCCAUUUACCUCAGCUUUAAAAUCUUGUAGAGUUGGCAUUGUGUGUCUCUCUCUUUCGAUUUCGGUUUGCUUCCCCUCAUGUCUACACAUAGUCUAAUACCUCCGUCUUUCUUUGGUGUGACGACUAUUGGAGAUAUCCAUGGUGUUGGGUGAUUGGCGACUUUCUCGACAAUGUCUUGCUCUUCUAGUUUCUUUAGUUCCUUAGAAACAUCCUUUCUCACAUGAUAUGGUAUACGUCUUUGCCGCUGCAUAACUGGUUUGACAUCGUCUCGGAUAUGAAGUUUAAUUUGUUGGUUGUUCAAUUUUCCUUGCCCCUUGAAAACUAUACUAUAUUUGUUUAUGAUUUCUUGUAUUUUUGGGUCUUUUGAUUGAGGAACACUUGUGUUGAUUUCUGGAUUGGUCUCGCAUGCAGUGCUGUGUGUAUUGUUUUGACCAAGGCCAAAUCUUGGGCUGUUUUAGCACUUAGUAAAUUUCCUCCUGCACUGUCUAUUACAUAUAUUUGCGACACGGUAUAACGCUUUUUCGAUUCGAGUGUUGCUUGAAAUUGUCCGUUUAGAAGCAGAGGUGUGUGAAAUCCAUGUGCGUAGAUUUUAGUUGAACUUUUACGUAAUGAACUUUUCCUCUUUAAUUUCGCGUAUGUCGUAGAAUCAAUAAUGUCAACAGUCGCGCCAGUGUCAACCAAAAAUAAAACGUCCUGUCCAUUUAUUUUUACGGUCGCGUGUGUCUUCUCCCUCGUUUCUGGCGAUACUGUGUAAACAUAAUCCUCUUCUCUCGAGCUUUCAGUAUUUGGUUUGCUUUGUGAUAUUCCGACAGCAUUUGCUUGUUGUUUUCGUUGUUUAUUCUCAUCCCAUCGUGAUUGGCGCCUUUUGUUUGGCGAGAUAAAACCUUGCGUUUGUAAUUUCUCAAGGUUUCCCUUACUUGCGAAAGAUUUUCCUCGUGUACGACAGACUUUAGCAAAGUGGCCUUUAUUCUGCAGUAUAGUUACAAAUAGCAGACUUCGCUGGGCACGGUUAAUUGUCGUGUGGAUACUUGAAACCGCAGUGAUAACACUUUUUCUCAGUGGGCGUUGUCAUAGCCAUUGCAUUUAUAUUUUCCCUUGUUUUGAAUUGUUCUUCGAUCCCAACGGCUUGAGCUGAACUAGUUUCGUAUUUUCGUCCAUCGAUUAACAUGUUUGCCAAACUAUAUUUUGGGUCUUGUAGUGCUUGAUUUGUAAUCUUGAAGAAGUGCCGUUCGUAACAAUCUGCAUCUUAAUUUCAAAAUCUAUGUUUGUAAAUUCGCAGUAUUUUGCCAAGCCUCGUAAAAGCGUAUGAAAUUCGUCGAUUGAUUAAUUCCUCUUUGCCUUGCGUCGCUUGUCUAAAAAUAUAGGCGCGAUAUAUAACGUUUUUCUCUGGUUCAAAAUACUCCGUCAACGCUUUCACUGCUGAUCAUGACUUAAAAUCUUUAGUUUCUUCUAGAGUCUUGAAAAUUUCGUGUACUUCGGGCUCCGCCUGAUACAAUAAUAAAGCUCGCUUUCUCGCAUCGUCUUUAAUAUCUGCUGCAAGUAAAUAUGUGUUGAAUCUCUCCAGCCAUCGUGUCCAUCUCGCACUUGUACUUGUAGGAUCACUCCUAGGUUCAAAAGCAGGCAUAGGCUGUAUGUUUUGUGCCGCCAUUCUUGUUUCCGUUAUAUUUUUUACGCUGUUUAUUUUUUACAUCCUCGUCGCCAUUAUAGAAUAGACUGAAUGAUGAUUUAUUACAAAUGUCAAUCAACGUUUGUUACAUGCUUAGAAGCUAAUUAUUAACUUAUCGCAUCCUACAAAUAGUACAACCCUCACCUCUGAUUUCGAAACCUAUCAAUUAACUGAUUUACAAUAAUUAUUUGUAUUUAAUUUUGCCUCGACUUUUGUACUAACACAAUGAGUUACCUAAGGUUCAGUACGGUGAUUAGAAGAUAAUAAGCCUGUACAGCACUUACCGCUCAUGAGCGAUUAAAUUUUAAAUUGUCUUUGCUGUACCUCUAGGGAAAACUAUGUGUAUAACAGAUGGCGCUAUCUCUAGUUCAAAUUAAGUUAGCUUAGCUGUCGUUCACCCUAUAGGUUGGUGUUACUAGCGAGGGAUUAUUGAAAGCCGUUGAUCUCACGUAUUACACUGCUUGUGGAAAUGCGACUACAGAUUCUUUAUUGGCAUAUUUUUCUGUCAUGAUGGAUAAUGGUGAGUUUUAUUCACGGGAAUUACUGACACGUGUGCUAUUUUCGCACGCGUUAAUUUGUUUUCGCGUUAAUUUCAGUAUUUGCGCGUUAAUUUUGGGUAAUUUUCUCAUACCUUGUAUGAUUUGAUUGGACGAAAGUUGUUCUUACGUGUGAGAAAAUUGUUUCCCUUUUCUGAUUAGUUUUGUCAAUGGUGAAGCGAUUUUUCGCAGUUAUAGUAAAGCCAUUCGGAACUAUAUAUAUGGUUUAUUAUAUAAUAUCAAAACACCUCCCUUCUCAAUAAACCUCCAUCUCCAAAAAAGGGAGUCAGCUGAGCAGAUUAAUCACAAUAUCACUGAAUUUUUUUCAAAAUCCUUAUCAUGGAAAUACUAUGGACCUUCGUUGGAAAUAUUAUGGAGACUGAAUUUUCGUACUAAUUGCAAUUUCCAUACUAUGUGUAUAGUAUCGAAAUAAUACUAGAAAAUACAUGCAUGCAGCAACCCCUCGCCUUUCGUAACAGAUGAAGUAUAAAAACCGCACAUAAAGUAUUAAGACCAUUAUAAACAAACACAAAAACACAACUGAUGCCGUGAUGCGCUAGCUUUAUGAUGAACGAUAACAUUCACUGCAAUUUCAUGCAUACCAGCUUUCAUGCAUACCCACAAAGCAAGUACAGCAUGGCAUUUUACUACUGAAAUGUUUACACUUACCCAAACCGGCACAGCGACGAUUAAAUUUAUAAAUUAUCAAAGAUAUCAACAUCAAAACAUCAAAACAAUUUUUAUGCAAACUUUGUUUCACGGUUGAACAGCCACUAAUUCAUGAAACUGCAGGCUUAUUUCCAGUUAAAAUCGAGGAAAAAAGUGUUGUACUUUCUUAAAAUUUUAACGAAAUUUAAAACAAAAAAUUGCUUGUAAAACAGCAAAAUACGUCCUUUCAAAAUGAACAGCAAUUUACUUCGACAGAUUUUGCACUCGCGCAUGCGCACAUAACGUCGAAAACCGUCCAUGACAUAAACAAAAUGGAGGACAACUUUGCGCUCUGCUAUGUUUUCACAUACUCGGGUAUAAUUAGCCGUGCGGAAUUAAUACCCUCGCACGGCGCUUCGCGCCGCCGGCUCGGGGAUGAAUAUACUAUGGAUUUAGUAAUGUAAUUGCAUAUUCCGUAGCAUGGAUUUCACUAUACUUUGUCCAGUGUACUUUGCUAUAUAUUUGUAUUUUUUCAAUAUUUUUCUCUGUUUCCUUACGUUCAGCGUAUUAUUGUGAAAACUGGAAAUAUCGAGGUGUGCCAUGCAAGACGAACACUGCAGCCAACGCCUUCGUACGCUCACCAGGUACUGUAGGUUUUAGGGGCCAUGCAAAAUUUAUUUUAUACUUGGCGGAGCAAAAGGGGGCGAGGCACAUACUUUUUUGAGCUGAUUAGAAGUGGGGCACACAGAUUCUUUCUGCCUUGCAACUGCGUAGAAGCGGGGCACAAAUAUUUUUUUCUGUCUUACAAGGUGUGGCACACACCUAAUGAAUGUAUUAUUGCAUCAUGUGUCAGCACAGACGUUUGAAAUGCCUUGUUCUAUUCGUUAGUGGCAGAAUCUUCGUCCGAUGAAGAGAUAAAAUAACUACAAAUGAGAGGCCAUGGCGCGGUUUAUUCCCUUUAUCACAGUGUCAGACCUCCCACACAUUUCUGCGAUUUCCUCUAACAUGGUAAACAACGCUACGGUAAGCACAUGCUGCACAAGCUUUCUUUACUGACAGUAGUGCUGGGCAGCACCUUUUUAUGGCAAAGUUCCGAGCGGAGCUGCAGUUUUUAUCACACCAAUCUAAGAGGUGCUUCAAAAUUGGCCCGGGUACAAUAAAUUUUGUAUGACCCCUUACUGCCAUAGAGAUAUCUGUCGGAAAAGACCACAUUCAUAAUGGAGAUGGGUUUAAAUACUUUUUACUUGAAUUUUGUUAGGCCUUACUGCCAUCGUUUGGGUUACAUAAUUCUAAUUCUAAAAUUCUGGCAGGCAUUAUAGAACAAGCCAUUAUAAUUUCAAAAUUAAAUUUGCUGCCUCCUGUUUGUGAUGCAACUAUACCAAGAAAAUAGGACUGACUUCAUUGUUAUCUAGCUAGUGCUUAACACUGAAAGUGAUUGGCUGAUCUGUGAUCAUGUGGGUUUAGUGAAACUGAUGUCCCAUGUUUACAAACAGGUGAAACUGAAGUCCCAUGUUUACAAAUAAGGUUUCUCCAGUUUAUUAAAAGAAUACAGCUUCUAACAGGGAAUUGAAGCAAAUGAAUGAACAUAAUUCUUAACGAGGAUACCAACUUCACAAGUAGUGGUUUACAUGAAACUACACAACAAUCAGAAGGAAAUACUACUGAAACCUUUUUAUCAGGUUCUUUUAAUUUAAUUAAAAGAAUUUAUAUUAAAUUAAAGAGUUUUCAUUCAUAAAAUAGAAUUGUUGUGUCAGUGUUGUUUAAUUUCACUUCGUCGCUAUGUAACAAAUUAAACAUUUAUUAUUAUGUUAUAAACUGUAAUUGUUAAAAUUUAUGUUUUCUUGCAUCUCAUUUGGCAAGGGUCUAUUACGUGAAAUUCUACUCCUGGAAGCAGGUCUGACAAUAUAAUCGUCGAGUUACAAAGAAAGUUUUGAACGUUUUCUGUUUCUUUUGGUUUUUAUUUUGUUAAUGACUUUCCGACACUUGGUACAUGAUAUAAGACUUAUUGAAACAGUGUUUUUUUGUGGACCCUCGACUGCCAAUGUUUCCCUCUGGUCCACUUCGUUCGGUCCCAGACAAUAAGUGUUAAAUGUCUAUUCCCUCAGGAAAUAGUUCGACCUCCACUUCGUCUCGCGAAACAUUAUAACUCUCGGUAAAACAAAGCUACCUAUUAGCCUCGGUAGCAGAUAUGUGUGCAAUGUUUUGACGGUCUGCAAGUUAGUACUAUACUUUGUUGUUUCCAGGAACUUUGCCAGCGACAUUUGUUAUUGAGACAGUGAUGAAUCACGUGGCUAAGGCACUGAAUAAGAGCCCGGAUAAAAUCCGUGAAAUUAAUUUCUAUAAGAAAGGACAGGUAAAGGUUUUAAUUUAUGUAAUAUUGUUAUAGUGUGGACAAACUGUUAUAUUUAUUACAAUCAAAAACUUCAUCAUGAACGAGAAAUUACACAAUUAGUAAAAUUAAUAUGCAAAAUUAAUACUUUGAAACGGUGCGUCCGGGAAAUGUCGGCGACAUGAACCUGAUCUGCACGAAUUAUGACGAAUAUGAAGAAAGCCCCCCCCCCCCCUAAAUAUAUAAUCAUAAGUUCUAAAUAAAUGAUUACGUGACAAUCAAACCUAGCACUGAUUAGACCUAUGGUAGUCCCCGAGCGGACGGCGCGAAGCGCCGUGCGAGGGUACUAAUCCGCACCGGCUAUUUACACCCGGAGAAACGAAAGCAUUAGCGAAGUCUAAAGUUCAUCAAAUAUCGCGGGCGUGGCUCACCAACGAUGUUUCGGUGGGUGGUCAUUCUCACUGAUCUCAAAAAUAUGGCGGACUGUCAUGAAUUGCGGACGCUGAUUGGUCCAAUUUAAAGUUUGCAUUAUAACGACUGCAUGACGACAGCGAAAUAGCAAAGUAAGCAAACAUUUCCUGAUCUUAUUCUUGUGAUUUGAUGAUUGAUAAAUUUCUUGCAAAUAUAUUUCAUUUUUUCUCGCAUUUUUUCAAGAUUUUGUAAGUUUCAACAGCUCUCAAACUGCAAAAGUAUCGGCCAAAAGAAGGGAGCCGACGUUAACGAAGGUAAGUUUGUUUUAAAUAUUGAUUUUAUAAUGGCUUUAAAACCCGACGGCCUUCGCGUAUAUGAAACAACUAAACAAGACAGCAUAUAAUUCACUAGUGUAUCUUUAAUAUUGAUCCCUUUGUUAUGAUAUUGAAUUUUUUAAAUAAAGAAGAAAGCAAAGUUAUUUGCAAGCGCGAAUUUGAAAUCAUUUUAUUGCAAACACAAAUUUUAUCGAUAAAGCAUUUUAAAAGGCAGCUAUUUAGUUUUAUAAAGAACACUAGUGACUUUAAAACGUUUUGCGAAGCGUUUGUGGUUGAAUUUUACCUUAAAUUGAGGCUUAUAUUACGUAUAAUAACAUACCUAACAUAUAUAUGUUGGGAAAUUAAUAAUUUUGUAAUCAAAAGCGAUAUUUUUAAGCGAUUUUUCAUUUGUAAGAAUAUUCUUAAAAAAUUAUCGUGUUACCAUGAUAACUACUUUAGAUACUUCAUGUUCGGCAAAUACAAUGGUUUGUCAGCAAGGCGAGGGUUUCUGCAUGUAUGUAUUUUCUAGUUUGUUUAAUCACUUUUAGUGCUGUGCACGUGUGAAGAAUGGGGUCAUUCAUACUUUAAAUAUCAUUCAUACCUGUAUUUUAAAAGCUGAUUAACACUUAAAGAGUGGAGGUUCAUCCUCAAUAAGGGACCGUUCAUUAUUUAUACCUGGGGUUGGUACCGAAGAGAAGCGAAAAACACUGUAAUUUUUUUAUUUACCCAACCUCAACAUUGGUCAAAAUAAUGUUUACCCAACCCAUGUGUUACUGUACUUAAUAAUUAAACACACAAGAUUAUAUGGUGACAGAAAUCAAGUUGCCUAAAUUUUAAAAGCUCACUCAGACUCAAACUCACUGAGUGUGCCAAUGGAACCACGUUCCUGCUGAUCAAUAAUAGAGUCCUUCCUCAAUCACUGAUAGUCUACUUUGGUACAGAAUGUAUUGUGCACAUUUUUCUUCAUAUUUUCCAAUGCAUGGUAAUUUCGGUUUUAUUUUAUAGCUGACAGACAGCCACAAAUUUUUUUACCCAACCCAUGAGCUAGUCAAAAACUUGAUUACCCAACCCAUAUCUCUUCGGUACCAACCCCGGGUGUAAAUAAUGAACGGUCCCUAAGUUUAAUUAACUCAUCAUUCAUCGAGUCUCCACUCACACUCACAUAUUAUGAUACUACACUCACACUCCAGUUAUUCAAAAACAGCACUUACGCUCAAGGGAAGCUCAAAUUUGGAGUGAAGUGUGAGCGAAAGGUAUACAUCCCUUGACCGACACUCACAUUGCAUGAGCGUAGCAAACAUGACGGUGGAUGGAUAAAUAGACUAGAAAAUACGUGUAUGCGGAAACUCCUCGCCUUGCUGACAAAACCAUUGUAUUUUCCGAACAUGAAGUAUUUAAAGUAGUUGUCAUGGUAACACGAUAAUUUUGUUAAGAAUAUUUUUACAAAUGAAAAAUCCCCUAAAAAUAUCAAUUCAAUUCCCCAUACAUAUGUGUUAAAAUACAAAACAUAUGAUAAAAAAUAUGAUACAAUAAUUAGGUUGUUUAUUAUUGGAGUUUCACUUGUUUUGUAUUUUAUUAAAAUACUCAGUGGUUCUAAAAAUAUAUAUGUUAAGGUAUUCCGCAGUUUUGCAUUGCGCACUUUUACUGCGCACGGCUUAUAACUUAUAAUUCCAUCCAUUAUACGUACCAUUUAAAAAAACCAACAUUUUAUGACAAUUUUAUGUUACUUCAAAACAUCUUUGGUGACAUUAGUGCAAAGAAUUACGUUAAAAUCAAUGUUUUCAAAAAAAGCAUAUACAAAAGUGUAGCUAUGGUUCCAUGUGUCUGUAGUAUGUUUACUUGUAUUUCACGUUUUAAUGCCACAAUUCCUUAAAAAGAUCGGUGACCCCCGUUUUUUAACUGACAAUUUAUUUCUUUAAUGUAUUUUACAUUUCAUAUCCGAAAUUAAAAGAAAAAUCAUUUCUGAAUCUUGAUAAAAAAUGCUUUGUCAAUGCCUGUUCUCAAAGAAGGAUAUGUAGAGAAAUGUGCAAAAGACAUUUGUGGAUCAGAAUUGUACACGUUAGUAGUUUGAUUUUGCUCAAAACACAAUAUUUUUUCAAAAAUAAUUACAAGAUAGGUUUACUAUAGCAAAAUCCGCGCUAAAAACGUCAAUAUAAAUAUCGGGCUGUUGUGAUUUUGCUGUUACUCGUAAUGAGCGUCAAGAUGGCGCCAUAUUGGGGUAAAGGUGGUAUAUUGUGAUUGUUAUAUCUUCUUAACGAGUUCGGUGACCCCGACUUUUUCUGUGAUUUUACUUUAAGUAUAUCAUAAACUCCAUGCCUGGGAAGUUUCAGCACAUUCUCAUUUCGGGAACAAUUACUGCGGAAUUACCUUAAGUAUGUUAUUAUACGUAAUAUAAGUUUCAAUUUAAGGUAAAAUUCAACCUCAAACGCUUCCCAAGUCGACGUUUUAAAAUGUUCUUUAUAAAACUAAACUGGCUUUAAAGGCUUUAUCGGAAAACUUUGAGUUUGAAAUAAAAUUAUUUCAAAAAACAGCGUUGCUUUUUUAAUAUAAUAAAAAAGGUUAUUCAAUAAAGAACACUGAAAUCAUAUGCUGUCUUUUUCAUUUAAAAUAUACGCAACGAUCAGCUUCAAAGCCGUUAUAAAGCGAACAAUGCAUCAAUAUUUAAAACAAACCUACCUUCGUUAACGUCGGUGCCUUACUCCCUUCUUUUAGUAAUUCUUUCGCCUUUAUUUUCUUAAAAAGCUUUCGAAAUUCACAAAAUCUUGCAAAAAUGGAAUAUAUUUGCAAGAAAUCAUUAUUCAUCAAUCAUCAAAUCAAGAAAUGCUUGCUAUUUCGCUGUCAUCAUGCAGUCGUUAUAAUGCAAACUUUAAAUUUGACCAAUCAGUGUCCGCUAUUCAUGACAGUCCGCCAUAUUUUUGAGAUGAGUGAGGAUGGCCACGCACCGAAACUUCAUUGGUAACCCACGCCCGCGAUCAUUGAUGAACUUUAGACUUCGUUAAUGCUUUUGUUUCCCCGGGUGUAAAUAGCCGGGCGGAAUUAGCACCCUCAACCCAGGCUUACGCUCGGAACGGAGCUCCGCGCCGUUGGCUCCGGGAUUAGCAUUACUGGAAAUCAUUCCUCAAAACAAUGUAAAUGAAAGAAGACAGUACAAUUACACCCACUGUUAAAAUUAAGUGAGAUACAUACAAUUCGGAUAGCCCAGGUCCGCGAUCAUUGAUGAACUUUAGACUUCGCUAAUGCUUUCCUUUCCCCGGGGAUAAAUAGCCGGGCGGAAUUAGAACUCUCGCCCCGGGCGCUCCACGCCAUUGCAACUUACUCAGUUUAAAGUGAUUUUUCCAAGUCGGGAAAAUAUUGCCUACUUUGUGCCAUACUUGCAAACCAUGCAGCUUGUGCAUUUUUUUAAAGGCUAUGCGAUUCAAUACCAGCUUAUUAUAACGAAUUGCAUUACCCGAAGGUAGAACUCCGUCAAGUUCCUGUUCAGUUAUCCCCUUUAAUACAACUAAUAAACAUUUGAGUCGCAAAGAGUGCUCUCUCAACGAGUGGAACUUUGGGCUAUGUUUACAUUGCAUCGGUCGGUUUUCGCUCUGUUCGCAAAAUGUUACAGCCCAAGUGUAAACAGCUUCCGCUCAGCAUAGCAAGUUUUUGUUUGCUAGACGCCAUCUUGAGUCAUGCAUUGAAGCGAAAAUUGCUCCGAUUGGUGUUAACAUUACAAUGAGAGCGUUGCAAAAACCAAUUUGAUACAGCGCGCUCCACUUCGAAGAGAGAACUGCCGCACCACCGGUUCGUUGCAGAAAUUGAGACGAUAACAUUUUAUAUGUAAACAGAAGCCUGGUUUUUGCGUCGAACGCAAAGUGAUCCGAGACAAUGUGAACAUGGCCUUACGCCCGUAUUCGACAAGCUCACUCACACUAAAUGAGUGGAGGUUCAAUCUGAGCUUCUAUAUUGAGUGUCAAUGCUGUUUUUAAAUAGCUGAAGUGUUAGUGUCGUAGUUUACUAUGUGACUACUAACCCUCCAGCUUUUCAAAAACAGCAGUGACACUCAAUAGAAGCUCAGAUUGAACCUCCACUCUUUAAGUGUGAGUGUGAGUGAGCUUUUAGAAUACGUGCGUAAAUCUUUAGACUCAUACUCCACGUACUCGCUCUCACGCUUGAACACGACUAUAACGGCACUCACUCAAGCAGAACUUACGCCUGUAUUCUAAACGCUCACUCAUACUCAAAGAGUGGAGGUUCAAUCCGAGCUUCCGGUGAGUGUCAGUGCUGUUUUUGAAUAACUAAAGGUUAACAAGAAUGAUUUUAAUUAAAUUUCACAACAACAAUAGUGUUUCAUCGAUGAUUUAUUAGUGGGUGUAACCACCGGCGGGUAUAAAUAAAGUUUUUACUAGUACUACUAAUACUAUAUGUCAUAAAGCUAGUCAUGCAUUAAGUUUGCCACGACAGUGUGCUUCAGAUUCUUAAUUGGAUACAGCCGGCUGUAUAGUAACUUUGAGAUUAAAAAAAACAAGGCUUUUUAAUUAAAUUUAGGUAAAUAAAUAGCAUUUCUUUGUUAUAUCCGCUUUAGUUAUCCAAGAGAACCACAGUAGACAAGAAAAUAUCGUAUCGCCCGUUUCAUUUUGCAGCACUUUUUAUUCUUCCAAUUCACAACUCACAACAAUUACAAAACAUGAAAUUUAAUAGCUGUUAUCGUAAUUGAAUACGCCGCUGCGGAAUACCAGCGGUAUCGCAGUGGAAGUACGCACGAAAACGAGGCUAAAGGGUAAAAAAACAUGACCCUAUAGCCUCGUCUCGAUGUUAGAAUAAUGCAGAUACCGCUGGUACGUAGCACAUACGUAUUCAAUUACGAUAACAGCUAUUAGCCUAUUAUUCGAAUGACUUUACUAGCGCAUUUCCGCCUGGGAAUUUCGCGGGAAACAGGUUGGAAAAGUCAUUUUCAGGGGGAACAGCGGGAAAUUAAGAGAUUAACCACCGCGUGUUAAAAGAUUAAUCACCGCGUGUUAAAAUUUUGUUUACGUUUUAAAAUCAAAGCUGUCAGACAGUAAAUUUCUUGUGUUUCCAAACAGUUAUAGAAUCAUACUUCUCGACCAAUCAACGCUCGCGUACUAUAAAUGUUAUAUUUCGUAUUCCUUCCUUUUGCAGACAACAUUCUACCACCAACCUCUACCUUAUUGCAACAUAUCCAAAAUAUGGCAAGGUUAGCGAAUGAAGAAUAAUAGAUACGAAUAUAGAUUCGAAGGAUAGAUACGGCUAUCCACUAUACUGGAUGUUAAUUAGCAAAAAUACCAGAGAUGUUGUGAAACUACGAAUAGAGAACUUUCAUGAAAUGCCAGGUAUCUUUUAUCUAAUAUUUUAAAACAGAAUUUUUAAACAGAAAAGAGAUUCCUAAGAUUGCGCACAUGAAGUUACCUUACCGAUAUUUUCAAAAUUAUUGGAGAGGGUUGUGUAUAAUCGGCUAACCAAGUAUACCGAUAAGCAUGGCAUUUUAUUUGAUAACCAAUAUAGUUUUUGGAAAACUAAAUCUACUUCUUUCGCUUUACUUGAUUUAAUAGACAAGAGAUAACAUCAGCAAUUGAUAAAAAAGAAUAUGCAGUGGGGAUUUUUUUAGACCUCUCAAAGGCAUUUGAUAUUAUAAAUCAUGAAAUUCUCUUCGAAAAAACUCAAUCAUUAUGGAAUUCGUGGCCUGGCACUUAAUUGGCUGAGAAAUUAUUUUUCAAACAGACAACAAUAUGUUGAAUGCAAUGUGGUAACAUCCUCGUUUAAUACUAUAAGAUGUGGAGUACCUCAAGGGUCUGUACUUGGGCCAUUACUAUUUCUGAUAUAUAUCAAUGAAAUUUGCAAUGUCUCACAUGCCUUGGAAUUGGUCUUAUUCGCUGACAAUACCAAUCUAUUUUUUUCUGACCAUGAUCUAUCUAACUUGACCAACAUCGUAAAUAUAGAGUUACUUAAGUUGACUGAUUGGUUUAAAGCCAAUAAACUGUCUUUCAAUAUAAAGAAGUCAAAUUAUAUUAUUUUUAGACCACAGCAAAAGAGACAAAUUACUAGUUUGCCGCUGUAUAUAAAUGCACAGAUCGCACAGAUCAUGUAGUUUUUCUUGGAGUGAUCCUGGAUGAACACUUGUCUUGGUCACUUCACAUUUCGCAUAUUGCUAGCAAAAUUUCUCAAUCGGUUGGUAUCAUAUAUCGAGCAAGUUUUUGCCUCACCAAGGUAGCUCUACGUACACUAUAGGCCUACUAUGCACUUGAUAAUAAAUGUCUAUCUUUAUUUACAAUAUUGUGUAACAGCUACUGUGGGGUUCAACAUACCCUUAUAAAUUAAAUCGUCUCUUAUUGCUCCAAAAAAGGGUGAUUAGAAUUAUCAAUAAGGUAGAAUUUGAUGCCCACACUGAUCCAUCAUUUAAAGAUAAUCAAAUAUUUAAGUUCAAGGAUAUUUAUUUUUACAAUCUGAGGAAAUUUAUGUUUUUAUACAUAAAAACUUUGACAACUUGUUGUUACUAGUAAAACAGGUGCAUGGCUAUGGCUUGCGGAGAGCUGAAUUGUUAUAUGAACCAUUGUGUAGAACUAUAAGUUACGUCAAUUCUCUGUGUCCUAUCAAGGUUCAACUUUUUUAAUACACUGAGUAGCGUUAUUCGUAAUGCACCAACUCUUCAACAAUUUCAAUUCAAAUUAAGAAACUUCUUAUUCUCUCCACAAUAACAUGUUUUUAAUACUUGGGUUUUAAUACCCUAAAACCCAGAUAUGCCAAAUGUAGUUAAGUUAAGCCUAUCUGACUACUAUAGCACAGUUGUGAAUAAACUAUUGUAAUACUUUUAUAAAUGAGGAAGCCCAUAACUGAAUAAGCCUUAUGGUUUCUACUUGGGCUUCCUCGUCACAUGCAUCUUUUAUUAUGUUUGUUUUGCAAAUAAUUCCUUUUUUGUGGCAAUUUAAUAAAUUGAAUUGAAUUGAUUUUGAAUUAUGCUCAAAAGUGCGCAAAUGAGAAAUCUGGACCAGUUGCAGUUAAUGUAUAUUAUCUGUAUGAAUACUGUUGUAUAUAUAUAUAUAUAUAUAUAUAUAUAUAUAUAUAUAUAUAUAUAUAUAAUAUAUAUAAUAUAUAUAAUAUAUAUAUAUAUAUAUAUAUAUAUAUAUAUAUAUAUAUAAUAUAUAUAUAUAUAUAUAUAUAUAUAUAUAUAUAUAUAUAUAUAUAUAUAUAUAUAUAUAUAUAUAUAUAUAUAUAUAUAUAUAUAUAUAAUAUAUAAUACACAUAAAUAAUACAUAAACCACAGUCUUAGAACUGAAUGAUGCGAUGCUUGUCAACGAUGCAAUUUUCCCUUCCUAGUUUAAAUUAUUAAUCUAUUAAUCUAUAGACACAAGUUUUUUUGGUAUUUUUACAGAUUUGAAACAAUCAAGUGAGGCUGAGAAACGUAGAACGGCUAUCCAGGUAUUCAACAAGGUAUGUGUCUGGUUUAAGUACAAAAAGCAAAUAGACGUAUGGACUUUGUAAUAGAUUUUGUUUCGAAAUUUAAAGAAUUCCCUACUUUUUUUGCAGGGAGCGGUUGUAUAAAACUCUUUAAAUACAUUUUAGUCACUGUUUUGUAGUUAAAUAUUAGUGAACUGGAAAUUACGCGAUUUUGAUUUGUUAACUUUCGCCCUUUUUACAUGUAGUAACUCUAACUAACCCUAACUUUGAUUCCCACCGUGGCCAGACAUAUUUUUCAAGCUUGCCCGGUGUGCAUAUACACUCAGAGUAACAUCACAUGCACGCAUCAUAUUCACAUGAGUACAUUACACCAACACAGAAAAAAUCCAACUACCUUUUUACACCAACAGCCCCCUGGUCCUUAUAUAUAAACGACAUGCAUGAUCCGUAGGAAAAAAUAAUUUUCUGGAGCACUCCUCUUAUUUUGCUUUUCUCUUUCAUUUUCCUCUCUCCUUAGCAAAAUCGUUGGCGCAAGCGGGGAAUGAGUAUUGUACCUUUGCGAAAGGGUGUGACGUAUCCAGCGGGCUUGCGAUUUACAGCUUAUGUGGCAAUAUUUCGUAAAGAUGGUACUGUUUGUAUAACACAUGGAGGAGUGGAGAUAGGACAAGGGAUAGACACAAAGGUAUUUAUAAUAAUAAACUACAGCUUACUGAUGAUGAUGACGACAAGACCACGACAACGACGAGAUUUGUUGCUUGCAAAUACUCGCCAUCUUCUUAUGCCAUUAAUCUCAUAGUGGAUGCUUAUUUCACCGCAAGACCUUUCAAAAAUCCCGUUGUCGAUCUAUAUGGCGUCAGUGAUAGCGUUAGAAGAUCCAGUAAGAAUAUGACGUAUCCAAAUAACUAAUAUUAUAGUCGUACUCGUUCCCGUACCCAAAUCUAGAGCUCCCUAAUAUACCUCAGCCACUAUAUAUGGCUAAAGGUGUCAGUGAUUCUAUAGGCAGAAUUUCAACUUAGUACAUUAUUAUUUCAAUUAUCUUUUUAAUGAAUUGAACGAUACCAGGCAGUUCAAAUCCGUGUCAUGGAUAAACAAAAAUUAUUCAGAUUUUGUCUCGUUUUACUCUAGGUUUGUCAAGUUGCAGCCCAUAUUCUUGGCUACGGUUUGACUGUUGAUCAGAUCUCAAUUCGACCAGCAACAAGUUUUCUCAAUCCAAACGGUAUGUUAAUCUCUAAAACUCUCUUUCUCUCAGUUUUUUUGGCUAAUGUUUCAUUAUAGUCACCCAAUUCACAACUAUAGAUAACUUGACUAUUGAUCUAGUUUACAGAAGCAUAAGUACAGUACAAAUAAACUAUUAUUGUUGUUGUUGUUGUUGUUGUUGUUGUUGUUGUUGUUGUUGUUGUUGUUGUUGUUGUUGUUGUUGUUGUUGUUGUUGUUGUUGUUGUUGUUGUUGUUGUUGUUGUUGUUGUUGUUGUUGUUGUUGUUGUUGUUGUUGUUGGUGUUGUUGUGGUUGUUGUUGUUGUUGUUGUUGUUGUUGUUGUUGUUGUUGUUGUUGUUGUUGUUGUUGUUGUUGUUGUUGUUGUUGUUGCUGUUGUUGUUGUUGUUGUUGUUGUUGUUGUUGUUGUUGUUGUUGUUGUUGUUGUUGUUGUUGUUGUUGUUGUUGUUGUUGUUGUUGUUGUUGUUGUUGUUGUUGUUGUUGUUCAGUGGCUGGUUGUGCGAAGGCCGGAUAGCGCUAUCCACCGGAUAUAGUGACUUUUUCAAACUUUGUAAAAUGCUUGAAAAACUGUGAAGCUACGGAUAUAAACGACAAGUAUAAAACCCAUUUAAUCUUAUAAGUAUACUAAACUUUAAUACGAGUUACACCAAUCAACGACUGAUUUAACAAAGCUUGAAAAAAUCACUAUCCGGUGAAUGUGAUUUCACAUUCCAAAAUAUAAUUCGCUCCACAAUCUCUGUGUUGAGCACUCUAGCAAAGUGGACAAACCCAACUUAUAUAUCUAUAUAUAUAAAUUGGAAUUAUAUUUUGGAAUGUGAAAACACAUUCACCGGAUAGUGAUUUAUUCAAGCUUUGUUAAAUCAGUCGUUGAUUGGUGUAACUCGUAUUAAAGUUUAGUACUUAUAAUUAUAAGUUAAUCUCUAACAUUAUAUAUUAAUUGAAUAAUUCUACAAGUUAUUUUGUUCUCUGGAUUAUAAUUUAAAUGUUUUGAGCUUUCGACUCGGUACUUCGAGCUUUCAUCGGAAAGUUGGAAUGUUUGAAUUUUCGCGCUGUUCUCGUUCUUGAAGCCUUUGGGAACGUCUGAUUGGUUGAUCACGGAUUUCGGCUGAUAGAUUGUUAUUGGUUGCCAUGGAGUGCGGGUGAUUGCAAUCAUCGUGAGUUGAUAUUAGUCAGUUUAAGAUAUCCCGGUUUCGGCGUACGGGUACGAGUAGUGUCAUCUUGUUUACUAGUUUUUACUGAUGUGUGUAAUUCAAUCAUACUUUUUCUGUUUUCUUGCAAUAGACAAUGAUAUCUUAGGGACCGGUCAUAAAGUAACUGCUAGGGUGGGCCGGAGUGAUUUGGGAUGGGCCAUGGAAAAUCUUGGGGCAGUUUCGAUGGGCCGCCAAUUAUUUUGUAUGUCCACGGUUGGGCCACCAAACAAAAACCCAUAUCUACUUUCAUCACUUAUUGAAUGAUAAAUAUAAUAGCAAAUACAACAUAAUACCAAUCAAACAUAAUACAAAUCUAACAGGGCAGGGCUGUACACUGCACAGAGGGCAGCAGGGGCAACUGUCCACCACCCGCUGAGAAAAUUUAACUAAUUUUGUAACGUGAUUAUGCUUGUAACGGAUAAUUAUGCAGUCAGGAAAUAAAAAUUUCAUGCAAACAAUAUUCGAAGUGUCUAUACAGCCGUUUAUUUAGUAAACUGUCACUUGUCAAUCCAUACUCAUAGAAUUUUCAAAACAUUAUUGUAAUCAUAUGAAGCAAAAGUUCUGUCACUUGUUGUUUACACUUGCCAAUGUUAACUGUUGAGUAACAUACACAAACUAAUCGAGGAAAAGAGUCAAUCAUAUAUUGAAGACCACUGAAUAGUAGACGUUUUGAAGGUCAUGAGUGAAGUAUAUAAUUCAAUUCCAAUCUUGUGCACAGUUAUGAUACACCACACUGUUCAGUUUAACUCUGCAUAUCCACACAAAACAAUUUGUGUUGUGUGAGAAUAUCUGUUUAAGUAGAAGGUAUCACAAGUUUAGUUUUGUACAUUGUGUGCCAUUGAUCUGAUCUAUCCAUAUAAUAUAUGAUUGUUGUAGCUGUUAAGUUAUUUUCCAUACUAAUGAAUUUAGGUAAGAUUUUCUUGCAAGUGGGUUGUUCUGACAAAAUUAUCCAGCCAAUAUCCAAUACAUCAGUAAAUGUAUUCAUAAACAAAAAGAUUUAUAUUAGAAAGCAAAAUGACAAUGUAGUGAGGGAGGGUGGGAUUCUUUUAUUAGCAUUUGAAAAAGGUUGUAAAAUUUUUUAGCUCUAAUGUGCAAAACCAAAAUGUAUAUAAAGUAUAAUUUUAACUGAUGGCAUCUUUACCUUUGUUCUAACACCACAUUUGGUGACAAUUUAGUUGGACUGUUGUUUUGAACAGAGUUACAGAAAUACCAGGAUUUAAUUCAAUAUCUCCUGAGAACAUUAGUUUCUUGUGAUAUUGUUAAUUGGCAAUAUAAUGUCUGCAGCCAGAGUUUUGACUGUAUAAAAUAUUACACAAUGAUUGUUUUUAUACUGUAUAAAUGUAUAUAAUAAAAUAUGUGGUAUUUGACUACUUACCAUGCAGAUGAGGAUAAGUUUCCUUGUUGAUAGAUAACUUCGGAAUAAUAUCACAAGUAGAAUGGUGAAAACAAGACAGCCAAUUCAAUUAUGGCAAAGAAUAACACGACUCACACGAGGUCAAACUACGCCCGUUUGCAGGUUAUGUACGAGCACGAUGUAAACAAUUGAUGUAAGCUAAUCGCUGAUUGGCUUAAUUAUAUAAGCUCGUCUCUAAAUGGCUAUGGAUAACGUUAAUAGUAAUCUGCUUCGCAAAUAAAAAAAUGAAGAUAUACACCGGCACUGUAUUGAUAUAAUUAUGUUCAUACCUGCAAGUUUUUUUCAUUAUAAAAGUUUAUUUUCCCAAUUUAGAUUGGGUGGGUGGGUCAUGAAGUAAAUUUGUAGGAUUGGAUGGGCUUUGAAAUUUUUAUCUACAUCCUAAGAUGGGUCGCCGAACUUAUUGGCAAAAUUUGUGAUUUACCUCCAGCCCACCCUAGCAGUUACUUUAUGACCAGUCGCUAAUGCGAAAAAUGUGACCUCAAUUACGCGUAAAGGUACAAACAUCGACGAAAGUACUGCUAACCAAAAUCAUGUUACCCGUACCCGUUCAUCGAAACAGGGAUAUCUUAAACUCCCUAUUGAGAAAGAAGUUGCGGGCGAGUUAAAGGUUAAUGAAGGCGAAACAGGACUUUUGUGUGAGUGUUUUAGUUGUAAGUAUAUUACAGGAAUGUCAAUACGGCGGUUAAAUGUUUGAUUAUCUAUACUAUGCCACGCUUCUUUAAACCCACGGGCAUGUUUCAUAGUAGCUUGUCCUAGGCAUCUCGUUUGAGACCAGUCAAAUUUGUGUCCGUUAUCGUCUGCGGGCUUGGCUGGGAGUGAAUUUUGGUCAUGUCUGUUAAUGGCGUUUUGAUGUUCGGUUAAUCUUGUCUGAAUUUUCUUAGACGUUUGUCCAAUGUACUUGUCGGGGCAGUUUUUGCAAGUAAACAUGUAAAUGGCGUUAUGUUUCUCGGUUACGUUUGUUUUGUCUUUAGGCAUAUGAUUAGUGAACUUGGAUUUAAGUUUGCAUGUUGGUUUGUGUGCAAUGUCGAUGUUGAACGGUCUGAGAAGUCUAGCUGUCAUUUCCGACGUGGUGUUUAUAUAAGGAAGUGUGAUCCUCUUUCUUGUUUGGUUUGGUUGGUCUGUGUUAGUUUGUUUCCUUUGUGAUAGUAGCUACUUUGUUGACAAAGUCCAAGCGGUAGCCAUUUUUGUGAAGAGUAUAGUAUUUGCCUUCGUCUCGUUUAGAUUCCUCAGUGCUACAGUGCGUGUCAAUUCUGUUGAAAAGUGUUUUUAUGCAACUGAUUUUGUGCUGUGUGGGGUGGUUGCUAUUGUAAUUUAAUAUUUGGUCUGUGUGCGUUUUCUUGCGAUAUACUUGUGUGUGUUUAAGGUGCCGUUGUCAGUUCUUGUUAUUAGUACGUCCAAAAAGUACGUCCAUGUAGUUGUUGCAAAAGUCACACUUCUUUCCACAUUUAUAACACCCUUUUGGACUUUUGGACUCGUAGAAAAAAUUUCUUUGAUAGUUUUUGGCCUUGUGAAGGAUGGUAUUAUAAAUCUAGAUGGAAAAAUCUCUUGUAACUCUGAUGAAUCUUAGAUAAGAUGUAAAUGUUUCUUCAAGAUUUUUCCUAUAUCGGGAAGCCUGGGAUUGAAGUCAACAACCAACGGAAAUAAAAUUAUCUUCUCUCUCUUGGUAUGUUGCAGUAGUUCCUCUCUGGGAAUUGACUUCGCUUUGUUGAAUUGCUGGUGUACAUUAUUCGGAUGGUAUCCUCUCCUUGUUAGGUACUUUUGAUAUUCUUUGCUGCGUUUAUCAAAAUCUUCUGUUAAGCAAUUUCUUCUUAAUCUCGUAGCUGCUCCAAAGGGAAUUGCCUUGAUGCAAUGAUCUGGGUUUGCACUCUUUCGUUGUAAGUAGAAAUGAUUAUCGGUGGGUUUUGAGCACACGUCGGUCUGAAUGAGACCAUCAACUAGCAUGAGGGUAAGAUCUAAAACAUUUAUUGAUACUUCCGAGUAAACCAGCGUAAAUUUAAUUGUGGGGUAUAACGAGUUGAUAAAAUCAGAAAAUGGGCCCGAAGAACUCGUGUAGCUGUUACGCGGAUCUGACGAUGGGCAUUAUCGAUGAACGAGCGAAAUCCGGUGAAAUUAAACCUAAUUUAUGGUGGCGUUACCGGGACGAUGUUUUCGAUCUCUGGACACAGGGUACUGCCAAACUUCUCGAAAUUACUGAUUUUAUCAACUCAUUAUACCCCACAAUUGAAUUUGCGCUGGUUUACUCGGAAGUAUCACCAUAUAAAUGUUUUAGAUCUUACCCUCACGCUAGUUGAUGGUCUCAUUCAGACAAACGUACUGAAAACCCAUCGAUAAUCAUCUCUACUUACAACGAAAGAGUGCACACCCAGAUAAUUUCAUCAAGACAAUUCUACGAGAUUAAGAAGAAAUUGCUCAACAGAAGAAGAUUUUGAUAAACGCAGCAAAGAAUAUCAAAAGUACCUAACAAGGAGAGGAUACAAUCCGAAUAAUGUACACAAGCAAUUCAACAAAGCGAAGUCAAUUCCCAGAGAGGAACUACUGCAAUAUACCAAGAGAGAGAAGAUAAUUUUAUUUCCGUUGGUUGUCGACUUCAACCCCAGGCUUCCCGAAAUAAAAAAAAAUCCUGAAGAAAUAUUUUCACCUUAUCCAAGAUUCAUCAGAGUUACAAGAGAUUUUUCCACCUAGAUCUAUAUCCUUCCUUCAGAAAGCUAAAAACUAUCAAAGAAAUUCUUUCUACGAAACGUUGGCAGGAAAAGAGCGGGGAUCAAAGCCCAAAAGGGUGUUAUAAAUGUGGAAAGAAGUGCGACUUUUGCAACAACUACAUGCAUGAGUCUAGUACAUUGGUCAGUAGUCAGACGGGGGUAAAGUACCCAAUUAAACAGAACAUUUGUUGCAUUUCGCAAAAUGUUGUAUACCUAGUUACAUGUAUUAUAAGUGCUCACGGCAAUACAUUGGAUCUACGAGCACAGAACUGAAGGUCCACUUUCGUAACCACAAGUCCACGACGAUUAACAAUAAAAGGACAUGUGAAGUAGCGACGCAUUUCCACAAAACACCGCAUGAUUUGUCGGACUUCAAGUUUAUAGGCAUAGAACAGAUAGUUCAUGACAGUGAUUCAAACACUAUUGAGAAGCGAUUGUUGACAAGAGAAGCAUACUGGAGUGUGCAGUUAUGCACUUUAAAACCUUACGGUCUCAAUAAGAGAUGUGAAUUCAGGUCGAAGAACAGAAUAAACUUUAGUAAUUAAGCUAGAAACAAUUUAAAUAUUUCGCAACAAUAGGCCAUAUUUUUAAACACCCAUAGAGUAUUCUCAUUUAGUCCUUAAUUAGUUCUUAAUUAUUCACACAGUAGGUUACGUUAUAAAUCGCAUGAGUUAACUUCCUUGUGUUUUUAACUUUUUACACUGAUGAAGCCUGUUUUGGCGAAACGUUUGUAAUAAAACAUUAUUAUUGAUCUGUCUGGGGUUCACAUUUCCUUCUGUAUACCUAUCUAUAAUAUUUUAAGCGUCAUGUAUCCUUUGGAUCCUCCAGACAAGUGAUUUCUAUACGUUGGCAAGCCAGACUAUAUCCAUACCAUAUAUUUAAGAAUUAUACCAUGAGCUCGAGUCGUAUAUGAGCUGAUAGCCGACGAGGUGCGUAGCACCGAGUCGGCUAUCAGCCAUAUACGACGAGAGCGAAUGGUAUAAUUGUUUUAUAAUAUAGUCUAAUAUAGCCAUUAACUGAAGCAGUAAUUAAUUAUCCACUGUUACAAUGUGUUGACAAUUUGUUCGGCCAAAAACCGCUUGAAAAUUUGAAAUACUUUUGUUUUACAACUCGAAGACCAAGUGAAAGAAAUGGUUUUAGAACCUCUAUAUCUCACAGGAAAGCUCAGAUAUAUUGUACAGAUGUUUGGUACUAUAGUAAGUGCUUGUUGACUGCAAAUUCAUUUGUCGUUCAUCGGCAAACUUUUCUGAACAAUUUAUAUUCUCAAUGAACAUGUUUUUUCGCUGUUGUUUCGGUAUUAAUUCUUUAAAAAACUUUAUUUAAACUAAUUUCUACGUAAUAAAUGUAUUUUGCUAACCUGUCAAUUUUUUUUGAGAGUUUUUCCCUGUACUAUUAUGUUUCUCAAAGCGAAUAUUUUUCUUUUUCUGCUUCGCAAAACUCAUGUAGUUUUUGGACCGCCAUCUUGUUUUUCGCUACUCGCCGUAUAUGAGCUGAUAUACGGCGAGUAAUUCAACCAAUCAGAUUGCAGAACAGCUCAUAUACGGUGGAUGACUAUAUUAUAAUAUAUAUAUAUAUAUAUAUAUAUAUAUAUAUAUAUAUAUAUAUAUAUAUAUAUAUAUAUAUAUAUAUAUAUAUAUAUAUAUAUAUAUAUAUUGCCUCCUUAAGCUAUGGGGCAGUCGGUUUUUUUAAAAAUUUAUUCCCUAUACCCGUCACCUUUAGUAAACAAAUCUGAUGAACGAUCUCUUGAAAUGACGUUUUCGUUUUACAGGUAAUGCAACUGAGAGAAGUAUAACAAGCGAAUUAUGCUGUGAGGUGAUGUAUAUUUACACACUUUCUUACAUACUUGUAUACUUGAGCUUAUUAUUUAAACUAAGUGUAGUAGCCCUUGCACCCUUGCUGUGCACCCUGUGCAUCAAAGAUAGUUUGAACUGUGGCACCAAUAUUUCUUUUCGUCACCCAUAACCGUUCUGUUAUCCAUAACCGUUCUCGCCUUAUUCUGAAUAUAACCCUGAUGCUCAAGACUCCUUUUUUUUACACCACCACUUAUCAGAAUUCUCACUUCAACAGGAUAGUAAACUAAUGGAACAUGCAGUGUUUGCAAAGUAGUUCCUCCAAACAUUUCUUGAGUGUCAAGACAUUUAUAAGCGCAACUUUAUUAUUCUUAUUCCAUGUAAUUUGACAUUUGUACUGCUUUUGAUCCCAAUCUGUAAUUAUACACUUAGUCAAUAUCGCGUGAUUGCCCUUGUCAUAGGAGUUGACUGUUUCAUUGUAUGAACUGUCGGUAGUACUAGAUCAAAUUGUUAACUUUUAAUUUAUUCUAUAUGGUGUGUACGCAUUUUGUUUGGAAAGGUGUAUUGCAUGGAUAGUGCAUUGCAUGCAUGAGUAGUGUAUUAUGAUCUGUUCGCACCUCUUCCAUUUGGGUACAUUCUUAUAUAUUGUAUUUGUCCUAAAUUUGUAAAGCUGUUCAUUUACUAAUACAAUUAUAUUAGUUAUUUAACUUAGCAAACAAGCUCUUGAGUUCACGUUUGAACUAUGUUUUUUGCCAAUUAGGCAUACAUGCACCUUAUAGGAUAUUAAAUUGUUUAAGGUUACUCCACAUAAUGAAAUCCAUUUCACCAAAAUGCUCACCGCGCGCUCAAAUUUUCAAGUUUUCCCCUUCAAAUUUGCAUGCAUAAUGACAAAUCAUUGCAUUCUGCAUCUUUAAAAACUGUACUGGCCACCGGUUGCUUUUGAAAAUAUGACGGCCUUUGCGGCACGAGAUUAGAACGCUUCUGAUUUACCUAAAAGGCUUCCGAAACAUAAUAUUUCCCAUCUCAAAUUAUCAAAGAACAAAACCGUGUUUGCUUUUUUUGACAGGUAUUGUAUUUGCUUUGAUAUAAAGCAGACAAGUUGACUCAUCUAAAUUUUGGGAGAACGACAAAACAGAUCCCUAAAACUUGAAAAGUAUGGCACUAAAUAAAAAAAACGCGAGCACGGUUUUGCUCCUGUACUAUUUUUCAACAUUAUUGUGGUAAAGUUUGGAGGGAAUCAGAUAAAACGUGCGCGUUUCUAAACUAUUUUUGUGGCGACAAUCUGAGAAUAUUUCAAUCUCCGUAAAAGACGAUACUGGUUUUGGCGGGGGUUUUCUGCUCUCUGUUAUCACCUCGAACUGUAAACGGAUUAAAAUUAGUAAAGAGUGUUUUGGCAAGGGUUUUCGGUAUCAUUCGCUCAUUACCAGUUUAUCACAAACCAUACAUGCGAGAAACCACACAAAAAACAUCUUUCUAAUAUGCCGGCGAAACGCAAAUGCAAAAAAGAGAUAGCAAUACAGACCGAUGUAAAUCGGCUAAACGAAAAUGCAGUAGAAAAUCUGUCAUGCACUACGAAGACACAAACGAGGUUAAAGGUCACACAUCCGGUAUCGAAUAUCACACCUAUUACAAUUUUUGCGGCAAAAAAAUUAGUGGUACAAUAUUUUUUGUUAUAUUUCAGACGCAUUUUAAUAUUUUUGAAAAAAACUUGCGGCAAUCGAGAGAUCUCCAGCUCUGGAAUACAAAUCAAUAAAAAUGUAAAAAAAUGAGGAAAUCAGUUUUUUCAUCAUAUAAUGUAUAUAACCUUAAAUUGACUCCUGAUCAAAACGUUCUUGUGAUUGUUUUCCUCUCACUGCCUGUAAUUACUAUACCUUUGAGCUAUGACAUUAUUUCGUGUAUAAAUAUCUUGAUCGUUAAUACUCCUGUAGGCUGUCAUAAAUUGCUGUAAUAUGCUCAAGGAAAGAAUCUCGUUGAUUGCAAAAGAUAUGCCACAAGCAACAUGGGGGGAAAUUAUUGACAAAUGUUAUGGCCUUGGUGUUGACUUGUCUGCGAAAUACAUGUAUGUAUAGCUUACUAGGUUAAUACAAAAAUGGACACAGAUAUCGUAAAUGCUCUAAUUGCAAAUAGCAUCAUCAAUAGCUGGGCGUGUUAAAUAUUUUACUAAAGUAUUUAAUAUUUUAAUUAAUAAAAAUGUUAUUAAAGGUUUGAACAUUCUAGUCAAAUAUUCAAUACGCUUAACUAUUGGGCUGUCUAUAUGAUAUUAUUCAAUUAAUACCUCAAGCAAAUCAAAAGCAAUUCCUUUGGUGCAUAUGAAGUGUGACUUAAACUAUAAAAUACAUACCUGCUGGAACCCUCGCCUUGCUGACAAAACGUUGUAUAUUCCGAACAUGACGUAUUUAAAGUAGUUGUCAUGGUAACACGAUAAUUUUAUUAUGAAUAUGUUUAAAAUUGAUAAAUCCCCUAAGAAUCUCACUUUUAAUUGCGAAAUUAUCAAUUUCUGAAACAUUUAUAUGUUAGAUAUGUUAUGUAUAGGUAUAAUAGCAUGGCUUCGAGUGCAAUUUGGAUAUAACAUGCACGAGUGAGUUUUUUCAAAGACCUCAAAAUAGCACGAGUCCCAAGGACGAGUGCUAUUUGAGGUCUUUGAAAAACUCACGAGUGCAUGUUUAUCCAAAUUUCACGAGAAAUAUUACUUAUUAAUAAUUUACAUAAAAAUGUUCGAGACAAUUGUAGUUUUAACUUACGCGUUUAUAGCGAACAUUCUACUAGCAAAGUUUUUCUGGCUUUGUUAUAUCACAUUAUACAACGCUAACAGCUUGAAAGUUCUACUCAACUAUGUAAUUUUCGUCAGUCUUGUUUAAGGUAAAUGCUUUUCCAUUUAAAAAUAAAGAUAAAAGCCACAUUUUCCAAGCGAAGGCAAAUUUUACUUUGUGUAGCGCGGCGCCAUGUUUUGUUUUGAAGCCGAAUCUGUGACCGUUACUUCUUUAAACUAAAUUGCUUUAAACUGAUUUGUUGAUUUAAUCAUCACAAUGUUUUUCCACCAAUCAGAUCAGUUUGUUACAGAUUUUUGCACUGCGAUUACAAAAAAUUGCACUGUGAUUACACAUAAUUGCACUGUGAUUACAGAAAAUUGCACUGCUGUUUGUGAUUAACUGCACUGAAAUCAACCAAUCAUAGUCGAGUAAUAUCUUUAUGUGUAUUAUUAUAUACGUUAUGUAUAGGUAAUAGCAUGGUUUCGAGUGCAAUUUGGAUAUAACAUGCACGAGUGAGUUAUUCAAAGACCUCGAAAUAGCACGAGUCCGAAGGACGAGUGCUAUUUGAGGUCUUUGAAAAACUCACGAGUGCAUGUUUAUCCAAAUUUCACGAGAAACCAUGAUAUUACUUAUUAAGAAUUUACAUAAAAGUGUUCGAGACAAUUGUAGUUUUAACAUACGCGUUUAUAGCGAACAUUCCACCGGCAAACUUUUCCUGGCUUUGUUAUAUCACAUUACGCAACGCUAACAGCUUGAAAAUUCCACUCAACUAUGUAAGUUUUGUUAGUCUUGUUUAAGGUUACAGAACACCUUUGAGUGUUAAUUUUGCCUAAAAUUUUUUUAUUGGCUUCGAUGAAGGCAUUAGACUAGUUCUACUACCUGACCAAGUUUGAACGAAAAAUGUUGAAAACUCGCAGAGUUAUUUAAUAAAAUACAUUUCGCUGCAAUAAGAAAAACAUUGAAAAUGUAAUAUUCAAAUUCAAUUUUCUCCCGAAAAAUUUUACGGUAAUUACUGAUUUUCAAACGAGUUGUGCUCCUGCGGGUUUUAACCAAUUUUUUUCAAAUUUUCACAGAACAUAGCUAAAUACGUCAGCUUCAAAAUUGUGUUCGGCUUUUUUUAAAUUUUGGAUAUUUUAAAAAUAAAGAGCAAUUCACUCGAACAAUUCAGAAAUAUAUUGCAGUCUUCAAAGAAAUCGCCAUAUCAGCGGAAUGACCAAAUAAAAACAGCUGGGAAAUUUGUUGCGCAUGCGCCAGAUUUCCAUUGAAAGUUGAAACUUGAAGAUAAUAAUUACAAUAUGAAGAUUUCCCCGAAGAAAUAUUACGAGAUGUUGGCGUGGUUGUAUAAUUUUAAAUGCCUGUUUAAUUUUUAUUAUUUUUUGCUUGAGACAAAGACAAAGUAAAAUGUACUCUACGUUUCCAGUGCAUAGAAUAUCUCGUUUGAACAGCAAUAGAAUGUUAUAAUCUUGACACAAACAAGAAGACAUUUGACACGCUAAACCUGCAGUCAUCAUGUAAGCCAAUCGUUUCGAGCUUGACAGCCUUGUCAAACGCAAAACAAGUACAAAUUUGGGUUCAAACAGAAAGAAGUUCAAUGUUAAUACAACUAACAUAUGUUCUAUACAAAUAAGCGUGGUUUAAAAUGUUUUCAAUUGAAUUUUCAAAGCUUUUAUCUAUCGCUAUGAUAAUCAAACUGUGAAAAUGCCGCAGUUUUGUUGACGCUUGCGAAUGCAAAAUAACUUCCCGUAAACAGAGCAUUUCUACACAAAACUCUCGCUUAGUCUUCUGAUGCACUUGUACGUUCGGUUCUACUAGUUAAACAAGGAAAAUAUUCAAGAAACACUGGUAAAUUAUCGUUGUCAAAAAACAUUUCAGUGCUGAGGCAGUACAAUGUCUCAAGGGCAAGGUCAAGUUGUCGAUUUCAUUACAUUUUACCAGUACUUCGAAUGUUUUCGAACUCUUGCUUCAUACAAGAGCAUACGCACGCAUUUCAAAGCGAAAUUAGACGCAAAGGGGCAAUUUUUCAACACAAUUUAUUGUUAAAUUCUGUUUCCUAUGUGCCUUGGGAGCAAAAAAAUAUGAUUUUAAAUUUGGAGGAAUCGGUAAAUUUUUUUGCAAUUUGGCCUGGUAUUGCACCCUGCCUAUGUAAUGACUGUGCUGUAAAAGUAAUCAAAUAUACUAUUUUGAAUUUCCCUUCAUUGAAAGGAUCUACUAUUGUGGACUAAACUAAAUUUUAAUCAGCAUACAAGGUUGCAAAUAACAGCCAAGAAUUAGCUGGGUAGUUUGCAAACUUUAAAAAUAAUUGGACCUCAAACUUUGAUCCCCAAAAGUAAGCAAAUGGCCAAUACUGCGAACAUAAUCCAAGUUUUGACCACUAGGGGCAAUUUUUUGAUGUAAAAAAACUUGUUUAAAUUACAUAUCAAACAAAGGCAAAACAAAAUUUGGUAUUAAUUUUUUGGAGGAAACGUCAAGGUUUUUUGCUAUCCGUGCACGCUUCCCCCAGGAUCUUCUCUAUCAGAAAACAGUUUUCUGCAGAAACUAUGCUUUUUUAUCGGGAAAAUUUUUACUUUUCUCAAAACAAUACUUUAUAAACAUGGAAACCUUAAAUAUUUAAAUAAUUUUCAUACCUUUUUGGAAUUGCAAAAAGCAAAAUUUGAUUCAUAAUCACACUUUUUAAAAUGUAUGUGACAAAGUUGCUUCGAAAUCACUAUCACGCAGUAGCAUGUUUAUUUACCCUCAUCCUUUUGACUGAAUAAAGUUUAUCUUUUUGAAAAGCUAUUUGUUUCAUAGCUCUUGGUUAGCAGUUUACGUUUAUGUCGAUUUUGGCACCAAUGAGACCAACAAGUUGUGGUAAUCCGCGAAUGAAAACUGAUAUUUGAAGAGCACAAAAGCCAACUCCUAACUAUGUAACUUUAUCGCCUGAAUUAUGAAUCCAUCCACAAUUAAAUUGCUGGUAAUGUAGAUGCUUUCCAUACUUGAGAUGUUAGUGAAGUUUUUGCAACAAUUUAAUUUCCUUGAUCGGCGUCUUAAAAAUGCAAAAUCAUAAGUUGAAAUUUCACUUGUGUUGUUUUUUCAAAUUUUAGAAUUUUUGUAAAAUAUCAAGUGCGCCAGCAAUUUCUCUGCACAGCGACAACAAAUUUCCCAGCUGUUCCAAAUAAACAAAAAUUUCCGAACACAAUUUUUUAGAACAAAUAUUUUACUGUAUAAAAAUGAUAUUUUCAUAAAUAUAACUUAAAACCAGCAGGAGCACAACUCAAAAGGGUAAAGGUACCGCGACUUAAGAUUUUCCUGAAUAAUUCUUACAUUAUUUUAUUGUUUGUUAAUUUUACAACUUUAUCAUAUUUUGCAUGCACUGGAAAACAUUUGGUGAAAAUUUGAUGAAAAUCGGACUGAUAUUGAGCGCGCAGUAGCGAUUUUCCGCAAAACGCCAAAAAGGGUGUCCUGCAUGUAAGCUUGAGGUCAAUGCUUUUCCAUUUAAAAAUAAAGAUAAAAGCCAUAUUUUUCACGCGAAAGCAACUUUUACUUCACUGUAGCACGGCGCCAUGUCUGUUUUGUUUUGAAGCAAUCUGUGACCGUUACUUCGUUAAACUAAAUUGCUAAAAACUGAUUGGUUGAUUUAAUCAUCACAAUGUUUUUCCACCAAUCAGAUCAGUUUGUUACAGAUUUUUGCACUGUGAUUACAGAAAAUUGCACUGUGAUUACAAAAAAUUGCACUGUGAUUACAGAAAAUUACACUGAGAUUACAGAAAAUUGCACUGCUGUUUGGGAUUAACUGCACUGAAAUCAACCAACCAAUCACAGUUGAGUAAUAUCUUCAUGUAUAUUAUUAUAUACGUUAUUAUACGUAAUAUAAGCUUCAAGUUAUACAAUUCAACCACAAAUGCUUCUGAAAACGUUUUGAAAGGUUCUUAAAAUUAACCUUCCUGUAUAUCUUUCAAUUUGAGUUUGAGAUAAAAUGAUUUCAAAUUUUCGAAUACAAAUAACCUUGCUUUCUUCCUUAUUUAAAAAUUGUAAUAUAAUAAAAAUGGGUAAUCAAUUCAUAUGCACUGAAAUUAUCCCCGAGCCAACGGCGCGGAGCGACGUUCCGGGCCUUAGCCCGGGGCGAGGGUAUUAAUUCCGCCCGGCUAUUUACACCUGGGGAACAGAACGCACUAGCGAAGUCUAAAGUUCAUCAAAUACCGUGGGCGCAUGGCUAUGAUCCAAGGGUGGACCUCCUCACUGAUCUCAAAAAUAUGGCUGUUUGCCAUGAGUGGGAUAAGCACAUAGAGGAUAUUAAAUCAAGAUUUCAAUUUUCAAAAGCAUAUAUUUGGAAAAUCACGUGUCACACAAUGAACUUUGAAGCACUUUUUGUUUGAAAAAAUGAGAAGAAUUCAUUUACUAUGGAAAAUCGUGAAAUAUAGGGAAAGUUCGCUUUGAAUGUUUAAUGUUUAUGAUUAUGAAUUUUGUUGCUUUAAUAAGUUAUUGCGUAAAACAUGCACGGCUGUUUUUCUUUUUAUAGAAGCUAUAUAGAACCUAUAUUACCCUGUUUAAUUUAAGAAAAAAGGUAAAUGUAAAUGAGAGCAAAUUAUAAUUUGAUGACCUAAAUGAAAUUAUUCAACAAUUUGAAGUAAAAACAGUUUAUCGGCAAAAGCAGUUUAGUUAUUAAAAUGAACAUUUCAAAACAUUUUACGAAGCAAUUCAGGUUAAAUUUUACAGUACAUCAAUGCUCACAAAAUCCAGAACAACAUACCUACAGUACAUAUUUCGGAAAGUCAUUGUUAUAUAGUUAAAAGCAAUACUUUUUCGACUAUUUUUGCCGUCUUGUCAGUGUGACCAGGUUUAGUACAUUUUAUUACCAGAUCCGGUUGGAUGCCCUUAGACAACCCCACCUGCUUUAAACAACUGCAACAUUAAGAACAGGAGGGGGCAGCCAACCAAUUUUAAGCAGCUUUAGUAAAAAAAAUUGCAUAUAUGGUCACACUGCGUCUUAUACAAGAGAAUAAUAAAAAAUAAAACUAUUUAAUCGUGUUGCCAUGACAACACUGACGUAAACGCGAGCCUGCGUUCGUCAGUGUUGGUCAAUUACUAAUACUUCAUGUUAAAUCAAUGUUUGGAAAAUAUGGGCGAGGGGUUGCUGCAUGCAUGUAUUUCUAGUAGAUCUUUUUCACAAUUUACAUAGACAAUGAUAAGUUUUUAAAGCAAUUAUAAAGCAAACAAUGCAUCAAUAUUUAAAAUAAACUUACCUUCAUUAACGUCGGCGUCUUUGCUCCCUUCUUUUAGCAAGUCUUCUUAAAUUAAAAACGUUUUGAAAUUUACAAAAUCUUGCAAAAAUGAAAUAUAUUUGCCAGAAAUGUUUGUUAUUCGUUGUCGUCAUGUAGAUUCAGUAUCUUUGACCAGUAAGUGAUCGCUAUUCAUGCAGUCCACUCCGCCAUUUUUGAGAUGGGUGAGAACGAGAACCCAUGAACGUUGAACCAUAGCCAUGCGCCAGCGAUUAUUCAUGAGCUUUAAUUGGACUUCGUAAAUGCUUUCCUUUCCCCGGGUGUAUAUAGCCGGGAGGAAUUAGUAACCUCGCUCCGCGCCGUUGGCUUGGGGACUAGUACCCCUUAAGUAUAUCCAUCUUCGCAUGAAAAUUCGAGAAACUCGGGAAGUUUGUAGUUUAAUUUAACUUUAACUUUUCCGGAGUCGCUUGACCAUUAUUUGCUGUAUGUUGCACUCUAAAAAGCACCCUGGUUCAAAUUUUCUGGUUUGCCAAGAUAUAACACUUGCUUGGGUUAACUUUAAAUUUCCUGGUUAUUCUAUCUCAUUGCCUACCAUAGCCCGGUGCAGAAAUCUGCUAAGAUCGUGUAGUACUCUGUGAAAUUCGUAGUGAAAUAUUUUUACAAUCUAAUUUGAAUAUUUAGGAUGUUGCCGAAAGCUGGCCAACCCUGCAACUAUAACAUAUACGCUGCGACUUGCACUGAAGUGGAGAUUGAUGUCCUUACUGGAGAGACGGAAAUACUUAGGACAGAUAUUUUAUUCGACUGUGGUAAAAGGUAAGCAAUCUUACCCAUGCCUGGAGAUUCGAGAUUCACGCUAGUUAAAACCUAUAUGCUAAUUGUCCUCCCACUACAGCCGUUCAUUAAAUGUCCUGAAUGUUCAUUCCCCUAAAUGCCGUAGCGUGGCAACAAGCAAACAAUGCAACAUUCUUAAUUUUUGGCUAUGCGAACUGUGGAGCUUGCGAUGAAAAAUCCUGUUUGUAUAGUCCAAGAGUCGACAUUAUAAACUCUCUAAAUCUAUCUGUCAGCAAAAGUAUAAGUCUUAAUAAAACUGUUCAUGCUUUCUCGGGUAGCCAUCUUCAGUUUUGCUUACUUCCAGAGAUAGUUUCCAGUUAUUCACUGCAGGAAAGCGGAAAUAUUUGCGUUUCGUGUUGAAACAGCAAUUUGUGUGCAUAUAUUUCGCAAAAUUGGUACCUAUAUAAGUAAUUUAUCUGAUAGAUUAAGUUGCGUGAUUUCCAUAUUAGCAGUACGCUCUUAGCUAAUGAGAUGGCGUGUAGUAUAGCGACAGUUCAUUAUAUUUUUGUGUAGUGUGAAUCCUGAGAUUGACAUUGGGCAAGUUGAAGGCGCCUUCGUCAUGGGUCUUGGUUACUGGUUGACCGAACAAGCAAUUUAUGAUCCUUCGUCUGGCCUGGAACUUACCAGUGGUACAUGGGUAGGUGCUACUUUAACUACAAGUGAUAGGGUGGCUUCGAUAUAUAGCAACUCUACACAUCUUAGAUUGCAAUGGAUAUAUUUUUACUAAAUAAUAUUAAGAAGUAUCUGCGUUUUAGCCUUGGAAUAAACAUUUAUAUGAUAUCGCUGCAACUGAUCUCUCUAAACUACAAUUGUUUCUGAUUCAAAUUGUUCACGAGCUUGGGGUGAUGUAGAAAAGCUUUCCUGUGGAUGCUUCGUUAAAAGUGCUAUGGGCGUGCUACAUAUACAUGCGCUUUGUUUUGUGCAUUUUGUGAUUAUAAGUUUGUAUUAUCAAGUAUGGCGAAGCGUUAGCGUUUAUACUAUACGGUUGCAACAUGAGGGGAAUACAACGCGUAUAAUGCGCCUGCAUUAUAACCUAUAUAAUUAUUAUAUGCCAAGCAUCACUUCUAGUGAAAUGGCGGACUUUGAUUGGCCGAAAACACUGUCAGCGGUACAUUAUUUUCCGGCGGUCCUUUUGUUACGAAAGUAUAUCUAAAUAGUAUAAAAAUAGUUCAGUUUGCAACCCAGGAAAUUAUAGAUACUAGUUACGUCAAAUGGAGAGAUAAUGAGCAUUUUUGCUGUAAAACGCAGAUAAAGUAUAUAUCAUUUCGGACUUGUGUAAAAAUGUCAAUUAUCUGUCCAUUAGGCAAGAUAGAUAACUCGUUAAUUUGUCAAAGUUGGACGAUAACCUUGCAUGGUGGGCUGUUGUGUUUACAUAAUUCAAAGUCCAAGGCUGGUUCUUCUCUGACAUGAAAAUGUGCAUGCUUAGGGUAUUUCUGUCAAUCAUUCUUCGGUAUAUUUCGCGCGGUUGAGUAAUGAUAACAUUACGUCAUCAAAGUCUUAGUUCAAUAAAAUUGUAAGUAAAUUUAGUUUAGUAGGUAAAGUAAGGUUGACAUAGGUAUAGUUUGAAGUUUUUACUAUGAUAUUUUGAUAAGUAUUUUAAGUUGUGAACAUAUUUUAACAUUGAUCGAUUGAACAGCGAACCAACUCCACCGGUGCGAUAACACCUUAAAUAAACAUAAUGUGAGAGCUGGAACGAGCUAACAAUGCCAACUCACACAUUUAAACCUCAACGUUGAUUGGCUGGAUACAAAUCACACCACUUGCUACAUCACGUAUACAAAGAUCCCUCAACCGUUAGUAUAUAUAAAAGGGCGUGCACAACGCAAAUUCUCAGUGGAUGAUCUUUCAGUGGGUGAUCUCACAGUGGACUAUAGAGUGUAGUGAAGUCAGUGAACGUAGACCCGCUAGUGGACUUUCCAGUGAACUGAUCAGUAAAGUGAAGCAAAGUGAAGACUGAUGAGUAAAGUGAAAUGAAGUGAACUCUUAGAAAACUACUGCAAGAAGGCGAACAUUAUAUUAAGAACUGAGAGUUAUUAGAGGUUGAUUGUAACGAUUCACUACACUUAAAUUAAAUUAAGCCUCGUAACACUUUACGUAAAAACAAAUGCAUGUAUAAAAGCAAAUCAGCAAAACUAAUUAAAAAUUUGGAAAUUAUAAUUUAAUUUGUUAUUAAUAAGAUAUUUACGAAUGGUUUUUAGUGAAAAAGAAGGAAUACAGUCUUUUUUCCGUUUUCUUCGACCAAAUGUGUACUAAUGUGUACUGACCAUGCUAUACUAAUUUGCAUUUCAAAUUAUACAUUUCUUGUUGGUUUCAAGUAUGUUCAUAUAUAAAUAAAAUUUUUAUUCACCUCGCUUGCUCGGUAUGUACGGAGAAAUAUCGUACCUCGGUCUUUUUGUACAAGCCUCGCCCUACGGGCUCGGUCUGUACAAAAAGACCUCUGUCCGAUAUUUCUCUUUCCGUUAGUAAUUGUAAAAUGGCACACUUUUGUGAAAUCUUCACUGUACCUGCUGUUGAUUAUAUGAAUUGAUUUUACUAACAUUGUUUCUCUGAUUCAGGAUUACCAUCCCCCGUUUUCUAAAGAUAUCCCUAUAGAUUUCCGGGUGUCCCUUCUUAAAGAUGCUCCAAACCCUCUCGGUAUUCUUGGCUCAAAAGGUAAGAUAGUGUAAAUAGAAAUAUAAUGUAGCUGAUGGUUUAAAUAUCAAUUUCAGUCGUGUAUAGUAUAGAAAAUUAAUGUACUCGCUGGCUAACCAUGCUUUCAUGGUCGAAUAAUGAUUGUCACAGAGUUGUUACAGUUAUUCGCCUGCUAGAAAAUACAUGCAUGCAGCAACCCCUCGCCUUUCUUAACAGAUGAAGUUUAAAAAACAAACAUAAAAACACAACAUAUAUUUGGAUAUAUUUGGACUUUUCAAAAGCGUUUGACUCUGUUCCCCACGAUAAACUAAUUGUGAAACUCCACCAAUUUGGAAUAACAGGACGGCUUUUGCACUGGUAUAGCGACUAUUUAAUGGGACGAAAACAACGUGUUGUAGUAGAUGGUGUUUCGUCGAGCUAUCUUGAUGUGACCUCCGGAGUUCCACAAGGAAGUAUUGUCGGCCCCCUACUCUUCCUGGUCUAUGUUAACGACCUCCCUGACGCUGCCAAAUACAGCAAAGUACCCAUGUUUGCCGACGACAGCAAAUGUUAUCGAGUCAUAGAAACGUCACAUGACACUCAACUCCUUCAGUCCGAUCUGCAAUCCCUUUGCAAUUGGUCCUCUACCUCAGAAUUGAAGUUUAAUCUCAAAAAAUGCAUUGGAAUCAGAUUCUCCCGCAAACGUUUAAUUGAGUCACCCGAAUACAGUUUAAACCAAGAACCGAUAACCCUUAAACCCUCCCAAAAGAACCUCGGAAUAAUAAUUAGUAACAACUUAAAAUGGUCACCUCAGAUAACCAGUAUCGUGUCAAAGGCAAAUCAGAUGCUUGGUUUUCUCCGACGUAACUGUAUCCACCUGACUGAUACGAAAUGUCGACGCUCACUCUAUCUGGCACUCGUGAGAGCUCAUCUGUGUUAUGGAAGUGAACUUUGGGCGCCUCAAUCAACAUCAAAGGACCUUCUCCGUAUCGAAAGUGUUCAACGACGAGCGUCCAAAUACAUACUUCAAGAUUACCACUCUUCCUACACUGACCGACUGAAAUUUCUUAACCUUCUCCCUAUUUCGUACUGGUAUGAGAUAAAAGAUAUUAUUUGUUUCUACAAGAUCAAAUCUGGACUCUACGACCUAAACCCCGAAGAUUAUAUCGACUACCCUACCCAUCAUCUGACCCGCUUCAGUUCAACCAAUUGCUACAGACCCAACCUUUGCAGAACUGCCUAUUUCAGAAGUUCCUUCUUCAACAGAAUUGUGCCUCUGUGGAACAACCUUCCUGAAGAUCUGAAAUCCUCCACCUCUACUGCCACACUCAAAUAUAAACUGAAGAACUAUUACCGGGUCAAACUUGAAACAUUCUUUGACGUUGAUCGUCCGAGGACAUGGAAAACCAUUUGUUCUAAAUGUCGCUCUUGUUCUAUUACUUGUUGUUCAUGAUAGUUGAGAGCGCUCCAAGCUGUCUUUGCAUUUCCAAAAUGUCUUUGUUUCAGUCUGUUGAAUAAAUUAAAUUAAACGCCCAGAUAAAAAACACCCGGGCAGUCUAUGUUCUCGAAAUACUAUCUUUGGAAAAAGCAGGGACAGCUUGGAGCACAUGCAUGUUUAGGAUGUUUACUGUAUUCUGUGACUAUGUCUGUGCUGCACAAUGUUGACUCAUCUAUAUGUAUAAUUUUUUUUUUCUAACUUGAUCAUUUUCCAAACCAUAUUAACUUUGGAAAGUGUAAAGAUGGGUUGGAACGCAUUGAUCGUGUGUUGUAAUUUUGUAUUGUAGCUUUGUUAAAGUUGUAACCUGUCUCUAUUGUUUUACAAUGUCAGUGUAAUGUGUAGGUAGGACUUGAUUUGGGACUCCUCAGUCCUGUUGUCUGUACCUUCAAUCGUUUUAUUGAUUGUAAAGUUUAUAAAAAAAAACAAAAAAAAAAAAAAACACCACCGCAACAUAGUUGGAAAAAUCCGGUCGAGAGGAUCAUGAGCAUUAUUAACCUCGCUUUGCAGGGAGUUGGCAUCAUGCGUGAAGUUGUUGCACACGAGGAUGAGCUCAAACGUUGCAACAACUUGAAGUCUAUCCGUGGCCUUGCGUCCAAAAUUCCAGAGAUCCAAGAAGAGGUUAUUGGUUCUAUAAAUUCUACAAAGGGUCUAAUGUCUUCCAUGAUACAGAGGCUAAAGUUGAAGGAUCAUCACUUCGAGACCCAUGAUCCUGCUUCAGAGGCAGAAAUUGAUUCCUUAUGGGAAAAUGUAUUGAAGGUGAGUGUUCUAAAUAAUAUAACAAAAUCAUUAACUUUGAUGCUAUAAAAACAUCGUUCAGCAAAAUUAUUUUUCUCUACAGAUAGACAACUCCUUGACGAAGGAAACACGCACCAAAAAGGAUAUCAAGACGAAGGAAGAGCUGAAAUUGUUCUUGGAAAGCCAUUGCAAAGUUCGACAGUACAUGUUCAGUAUUCUGAAGUGCGGCAAGUCUACAUGUAAUGUAUGUAAAGCUCCUCGUCUACCAGAGGAAAUCUUCUCAAAGAUGUCCACCAUCUGCCAGAUCCUAUGCCAGCAGGAGAGAAAUACAAACAGUUUGACGAACUGUAUGGGAAGGUACAUAUGCAUAUUUCAAUUGAUUGAACUAAGCAUCAGUAUGGUAUAUGCAGUUUCUCUGAUUAUUUUCAAUUUGUUGUUUUAUAUAGGUGGAAACUACAGAGGAAUACCUGCCAUCUGCAGGGUUUUCAUUAA
This is a messenger RNA of Paramuricea clavata, 49269 nucleotides long. NCBI's taxonomy places the organism in Eukaryota, Metazoa, Cnidaria, Anthozoa, Malacalcyonacea, Plexauridae. The record is from the annotation of a GenBank genome assembly.